AUGAGAAUAUUUUUGCCACUAGUCACGUGGAUAGUGCUACUUUCGAGUACAGUAACCAGCCAACAACAACAGCAAUAACAGCCAUGCAAAACGCAUUUGAAAAAUAGCCGUUUUGGUGGCGAAGUAUUUUUUCUAAAUCUUGAAGAUGGCUACUUUGGCUGUCAAGUUAAUGAGUCUACAGAUUAUUUACAAUUAUUCGAAUUAUCGAAAUUAUGCGACGGCAGGCGAGAUUGUUUUCUCGGUGCCGAUGAGCUGAGAGAGGAGCUCAAAUGCACAAAUGACUGUGAUAAGGAUGGCACUCAGUGCACGAAUGGUGUUUGCUUAAAUGGCGUUUGCCAUUGCAACGACGGUUUUGGCGGUUGCAAUUGCAGUGAGCGAGAUGAAAACGAGUGCAAAUAUCGUCCAUGCGAUGUGUUUGCGCACUGCAUCAACACGCUUGGCAGCUUCACGUGUACCUGCUUUCCCGGCUAUCACGGCAAUGGGCUUCACUGCGAAGAUAUCGACGAAUGCCAAGAUCCUACGAUAAGAGCGCGUUGCGUCGAGAACGCCGAGUGCUGCAAUCUGCCAGCGCACUAUCUCUGCAAAUGUAGGGACGGCUAUGAGGGCGAUGGCGAGGUGCUGUGCACAGACCUCGACGAGUGCCAAAGUCCCACGGCCUGCGGCACUGGUGCGCAAUGCAUCAACACGCCCGGCAAUUACACCUGCGCAUGUCCCGAAGGCUACCAUGGCGAUCCAUAUUACAGCUGUACGGACAUCGACGAGUGCACGCAUCCGAAUGCCUGCGGCCCAGGCGCCAUCUGUACGAACCUCGAGGGCGGUUAUCGCUGCGACUGCCCGGAGGGUUACGACGGUGAUGCGCGCUCCGCCAACGGCUGUGCCGACUAUGAUGAGUGUGCGCGUUCGCCAUGCGGUCGUAAUGCGCAGUGCCUGAAUACGGACGGUAGCUUCAAGUGUAUCUGCCCCGAUGGCUACGCGGGUGAUCCCAGUCAAGGUUGUGAAGACGUCGACGAAUGCUCCACUAACAAUCCAUGCGGUUUGGGUGCUGAAUGCGUGAAUAUUGGCGGUAGCUUUGCGUGCCAUUGUCCGCCCGGCUAUGCGCUCGAAUUCGAACGGGAGUAUAGUCUGGGUGGCGGCGGUAUCUAUGGCGGCAAUGGCACAACACUAAGGGUAACCGGCGCCGGUUUAGCUUGUGUCGAUAUCGAUGAAUGUAAUAUGGAUAAUGGUGUGGCCAAGUGUGGCACGAACGCAAAAUGCAUUAACUUUCCGGGCUCAUAUCGUUGCUUAUGUCCGAGCGGCUUUCAAGGACAGGGGUAUUUGCAUUGUGAAAACAUCAACGAGUGCCAGGACAAUCCUUGUGGCGAGAAUGCGAUCUGCACCGACACCGUCGGCAGCUUUGUCUGCACCUGUAAAACGGACUACACCGGCGAUCCCUUCCGCGGCUGCACGGACAUCGAUGAGUGUACCGCACUAGAGAAACCCUGCGGCACACAUGCCAUAUGCGAAAAUGCCGUACCCGGCUAUAAUUGUAAGUGUCCACAGGGCUUCGAUGGAAAGCCAGACCCGAAAGUGGCCUGCGAACAGGUCGAUGUUAAUAUACUUUGUCGCAGCAGUUUCGAUUGCACCAACAAUGCUGAAUGUAUUGAGAAUCAAUGUUUUUGUUUGGAUGGCUUCGAACCGAUUGGCUCCAGUUGUGUGGACAUCGAUGAAUGUCGCACGCAUGCGGACGCCUGUGGCGUGCACGCACAAUGUAUAAAUACGCCCGGUUCGUUCCGUUGCGAUUGUGAGGCUGGCUUUGUGGGCACACCGCCGCGCAUAGCUUGUAAGGAACCCUGUGAGGAUGUGCACUGUGGCGAGCAUGCUUACUGCAAACCGGAUGGCAAUGAGGCUUAUUGUAUUUGCGAGGACGGUUGGACUUUCAAUCCCAGUGACAUCUCAGCCGGUUGUGUGGAUAUUGACGAGUGUGAUGCGGUACAUGGUCCCUUUGGCAGUUGUGGCAUCAAUGCGACGUGCACAAAUACGUUGGGUAGCUUUAGUUGCGCCUGUCCAUCAGGCUUUUCCGGCGAUCCGCAUGCCAAAUGCCUCGACGUGGAUGAAUGUCGCGUAGGCAAUAAGUGUGGUGAAGGUGCGGAAUGUGUUAAUAUGAAUGGCGGCUAUACCUGUCGUUGUCCAGCCGAUUCGAUCGCCGAUCCAGAUCCCACCGUGCGUUGCGUACCGAUUGUUACGUGCGCUUCAAACAACGACUGUCCCGGUAAUGCGAUUUGUGAUGCGGAAAAACGUUGUCUAUGUCCACAACCCAAUAUCGGCAAUGAUUGUCGUCAUCCUUGUGAAGCGGUUAAUUGUGGCGCUCACGCACAAUGCAUGUUGGCUAAUGGCCAAGCGCAAUGCUUGUGUGUCGAGGGUUACACUGGCAGCCCCAAUACACCCGGCGGUUGUAAUGACAUCGACGAAUGUAAGACGAACCCAUGUCAAGCGAAUGCUAUCUGUACCAAUACAGCUGGUGGUUAUCUUUGCCAGUGUCCAAGUGGCGCAAGCGGUGAUCCCUACCGUGAGGGCUGCACUGCAGGAAAAGUCGCAUUCACUUGUUCCGACUCGAAUCCCUGUUCGCCGGGUGAAACCUGCGUCACAGACUCAUAUACCGGUAGUGGCGUGUGUAUUUGUCGACAAGGCUACGAACGCAAUGCAGAGUCAGGUCUCUGUCAGGAUAUGGAUGAAUGUUCGCCGAAUCGUCAGAAGGCGGCUUGCGGCCUUAAUGCGCUUUGUAAAAAUCUACCCGGUAGUUAUGAAUGUAAAUGUCCACAAGGCUUUAGCGGCAAUCCCUUCGUUAUGUGCGAGCAAUGCAAAUCAUCGGAAUGUCAAUGUCAACCACCCUACAAGUUGGUCGGCAACAGUUGUAUACUCGCCGAUUGCUCAAAGGAUAAGAAAUGUCCGAACGGUGCUGAGUGUAUUUCAAUCGCUGGUGGCGUUAGUUACUGUGCCUGUCCGAAAGGCUAUAAGACCGGACCCGAUGGUUCAUGCGUUGAUGUGAAUGAAUGUGUGGAACGUGACUCACAAGUGUGCGCUUUUGGCGCUGAAUGUAUUAAUAUACCCGGCGGUUUCACGUGUGCAUGCCCUGAGGGCUAUAACGGCGACCCCUACCAUGGACUCUGUGCGCCAGCGCAACGUAAAUGCGCUGCCGAUAAGGAAUGUGGCACGAACGAGAAAUGCGUGCAACCUGGCGAAUGUGUCUGUCCACCACCAUUCUUCUUGGAUCUCUACGACAACAACAAGUGUAAAAGUCCUUGCGAACGUUUCCCUUGUGGCAUCAACGCCAAAUGCACACCAACCGAUCCACCACAAUGUAUGUGUGAACCGGGAUUCAAAGGAGAUCCGCUUAUGGGUUGUACCGAUGAGGAUGAGUGUGCGCACUUGCCUUGCGCUUAUGGCGCUUACUGUGUUAAUAAGAAGGGCGGUUAUCAAUGUGUCUGCCCGAAAGGUUUCACAGGUGAUCCAUACAAGAGCGGCUGUAUACUGGAAACCGGCGUACCAAAGAGUAAAUGCACUGCCAACGAAGACUGUGCAAGCAAUUUGGCUUGCGUUGAAGGCACUUGUGUGUCGCCAUGCUCCAGCUUACUUUGUGGACCCAAUGCAUUCUGUGAGACUGACAACCAUGCCGGCUGGUGUCGUUGCCGCGUCGGUUAUAGCAAAGAUCAAAACGGUGAUUGUGUAUCACAAUGUAAGGAUAUCAUUUGUGGAGAGAGCGCUCUCUGCAUACCAACGGCAGAGGGACCAACCUGUAAAUGUCCACAAGGUUCCUUCGGCAAUCCAUUCCCAGGUGGCUCCUGCUCAACAGAUCAAUGUAGUGCCUCACGUCCAUGCGCUGAGCGUCAAGUUUGCAUCAACGGACGCUGUAAGGAACGCUGUGACGGCGUGGUGUGUGGCAUUGGAGCUACUUGUGACAGGAAUAGUGGCAAAUGUGUUUGUGAACCCAACUUUAUCGGCAAUCCAGAUCUCGUGUGUGUACCACCUGUUAAAUAUGCUGAAUGUGAACCGAAGUGCGGUGACAAUGCGCACUGUGAGUAUGGUUUCGGCAAUAGCGUAUGCGCUUGCAACCCCGGCACAACGGGCAAUCCCUACGAGGGUUGUGGUCCACAAAACAAGAAUAUUUGCGCACCCAAUAGCUGCGGUACGAAUGCUGAAUGUCGUGCUGAUGGUCAACAAAUCAGUUGUAUCUGCCCACAAGGGUUCACGGGUAACGCCUACGUGGGCUGCCAAGAUGUAGAUGAGUGUGUGAACAAACCCUGUGGUCUCAAUGCAGCCUGUCUCAAUACACAUGGCGGUUUCGAGUGUCUCUGCCUAUCCGGAUUCGCUGGUGAUCCGUUCAGCAGUUGCCAACCUGUCGAUACUACAUUCUGUAAUGAUGCUGAUAGAUGCGAAUGUAAUGCCCGCGUCGAAUGUCCCGAUGGCUACACUUGUGAGAGCGGCAAGUGCAAGAAUUUAUGCUCAAAGACUGCCUGCGGCCCAAGAGCUGCCUGCGAUGGCGGUAAGUGUAUUUGUCCACUCGGUUAUAUUGGAGAUCCAUACGACACCACUAGCGGCUGCACCAUCCGUGGUCAAUGCAACAACGAUGCCGACUGUAAGCUCUCGGAAAUUUGCUUCCAAUUGGGCAAAGGUUUGCGCAAAUGUGUUGAUGCCUGCUCAAAGAUUCAGUGCGGUCCGAAUGCGCUUUGCGUGUCAAACGAUCAUCGUUCGUCUUGUAUCUGCACUGAUGGUUAUUUCGGCAAUCCAAGCAAUCUACAAGUGGGUUGCCAACCCGAACGAAAAGUUCCAGAUGAAGAGGAUAAAUGCAAAUCGGACAAUGACUGUGAAGCGGGUUACUCGUGUACACCCGAUAUGCACGGCACCAAGGAAUGCAUCAACCGUUGCUCGAAGGUCGUUUGUGGCACGAAUGAAGUGUGCAACAUUGAUGCGAAUGGACAUGCGCUAUGCAAUUGCGCCGAUAGCUUUGUUUGGAAUCCCGUCACUUCAACUUGUGAAAAACCUUCACUGCCUGACUGUACAAGUGAUACGGACUGUCCAGCUGCUUCCGGCUGUAGACCCGACGUGGUCGGUGUACUCAAGUGUGUCUCAAUCUGCGAUGAAUUUACAUGUCCGGCCAAUUCAGUUUGUGUAGCACGUAAUCACGAGGGACGCUGUGAUUGUCUAACCGGCUACGUUGGCAAUCCAAACGAUCGAAAUGGCUGCCAGCCAGUGACGAAGAAUCAAUGCCGCACCAAUGCUGAAUGCGCCGAAUCGGAAGCAUGUGUAAAAUAUGGACCUACUGAGAGUCUGACUUGCCGACCAGCUUGUGAGAGUGUUAAGUGCGGUCCACGUGCCGUAUGCAUCACUAAUAAUCACAUCGCUCAGUGCCAAUGUCCACCAGGACCAUAUGCUGGUGAUCCAAAUGAUCCAUUCAAUGGCUGUCAGAGCGUACCAUGUGUCUACAAUCACGACUGUCCACCAACCAAAAUGUGUAACCGUAUGACACAUACUUGCUACGAUGUCUGCGAUGAAGAGUCCUGUGGAGAAAACGCCAUUUGUAUUGCUGAAGAUCAUCGUGCCGUGUGUCAAUGUCCACCAGGCUUCAAAGGAAAUCCCAUGCCCGAAGUGGAGUGCACAAAAGUUAGCGGCUGUCAGCCCGGCACAUGUCAUCAUUCUGCCAUUUGUGAGGUCACACCAACUGGACCAAUGUGCCGCUGUCCCGAAAAUUUCAUCGGCGAACCCGAAACAACCGGCUGUCGUCCAGUAGGCCAAUGUCCAAAUGGCGAUGCCGAUUGUCCAGCAAAUACCAUUUGUGCUGGUGGUCGUUGCAUUGAUCCCUGUGAGAACGCUUGCGGUCAGAACUCCGAAUGUAAGGUGGUUAAUCGCAAACCAGUUUGCAGUUGCCCAUUGAAGUUCCAACAAAAUGGUGAAUCACCUAAAGAAGGAUGUGUACGUUCAGUGUCUAGAUGUAGGUCUGACAUCGACUGUGGAGGUGAAAUUUGCUACAAUGGACAAUGUCGAGUAGCUUGCCGUAAUGCAAACGACUGUUCGGUAGGAGAAAAAUGUUUGAGUAAUAUUUGUGUAAUACCUUGCUUGGACCAUAGUCAGUGUACAUCGGGUUUGGCCUGCUUGGAUGGCCUUUGCGUCCUUGGCUGUCGCAGCAAUAAGGAUUGCCCAUCGGACCAAUCAUGCAUCAACAAUAAAUGUGGCGAUCCCUGCAAGACAGGUGGCAUUUGCGGUCCCAAUGCGCUCUGUAGCAUCGACAAACAUCUCAGCCAGUGCACUUGCCCCGAAGGAUUCGAGGGUAAUCCCACACCCGAUCAAGGUUGUGUACGUGUACCGGCGCCAUGCUUGGCUACCAAUCAAUGCCCAAGCAGUCAUAUGUGUAUCGGCAACCAAUGUAAUUUGCCCUGUCAGAAGACAACGGCUUGUGCAAUCGGCGAACGUUGCUAUCAGAAUGUUUGUCGCAAAGUUUGUUACACAAGCAACAACUGUUUGCCUGGUGAAAUAUGUAAUAAUGACGGCACUUGCCAACCUGGCUGUGACUCCGAUGCUGAUUGUCCACCUACAGAACUCUGUCUCAGCGGUAAAUGCAAAUGUGCUGCCGGUUUUAUUGGCACACCCUUCGGUUGUUCCGACAUUGAUGAAUGUACUGAGGAGCCUUGUCAUCCCACGGCACGUUGCGAGAACCUCCCCGGUUCUUAUCGCUGUAUUUGCCCCGAAGGCACAGUGGGUGAUGGUCUAACUCAACAAGGUUGCAUUAAACCAAAAGAAUGUUAUAAGGAUGACGAUUGCGCGAACAAUCUAGCUUGCAUUAGUGAUAAGUGUACAGAGCCCUGCAGCAACACCACUUGUGGACCGAAUGCGCUUUGCAAUGCAGAAAAUCAUCAAGCCUCUUGUUAUUGCCCACCCGGCCAUUUGGGUGAUGCCAGCGAGCAUACAGUCGGCUGUUUCAAGGUCGAAUGUAUUGUCAGUGAGGACUGUGCCAGCGAUAAGGCUUGCGAUGACGAGACUAAUCGUUGCAUCAAACCAUGCGAUCUUAUUUCAUGCGGCAAAGGCAGUUGUAGUGUUUCAAAUCAUCAAGCGUUAUGUACUUGCUACGAGGGUUACCAGCUCGUAAACAACAUCUGCGAAGAUAUCAACGAAUGUCUCUCUCAACCUUGCCACAGCACAGCUUUCUGCGAAAAUCAACCCGGCUCAUACCAAUGCCAAUGUCCGGAAGGUCUUAUCGGCGAUCCAAUUCAUGUGGGUUGUCGAGAUCCCAACGAAUGUCUGACCGACUCGGAUUGCCCCUCAAGCGCAAGUUGUCAAAAUUCACGCUGUCGCAGCCCGUGUGAACGCGAGAAUGUCUGCGGUCUUAAUGCCACCUGUUUGGCGCAAUCACACAAUGCCAUUUGCACUUGUCCACCCAAUUCACGUGGUGAUCCAUCCAUUGAAUGCGUCUACAUCGAGUGCUCGGAAAACGAGGACUGUGCUAAUGAGAAAACCUGCAUGGACUCCAAAUGUAUUGAUCCCUGCGCUUUGCCAAAUGUUUGUGGUACUAAUGCGCGUUGCACUGCCCAGAACCAUAUCGGUGUUUGUACCUGCGAAAGUGGCACAACGGGCGAUGCACAACUCGGCUGUGUCGCGCUACAAUACUGCAACACAGACAGUCAGUGCGCUUCAGGCACAAUAUGUACCAACGGCAUCUGCGCUUCACUCUGUAGUUCCGUGCGUGAUUGCAUCUCGGAUCAAUUGUGCAUACAGGGCGUUUGUCAGCCCACAUGCCGUUCGAACUCUUCAUGCCCCGAAUUCCAAUAUUGUCACAAUAGCAUUUGCACCAAGGAGGUGCUUUGUCGUAACGACGACGACUGUGAUGUGAAUGAGAACUGUAUACAGGAUACGUAUGGACGCGCUUCAUGCGAGAAUGUUUGUCUGGGUCGCGCUCUUUGCGGACGCAAUGCUGAGUGUAUAGCACGUAGCCACGCACCCGACUGUGAAUGCAAGGAAGGAUUCUUCGGUGAUCCGAAGAGUGGUUGUCGAAAGAUCGAAUGUUCUACGGACGCAGAGUGUUCCAAUGAUAAGACAUGCGAUGAUCAUAUGUGUAAAAUAGCUUGCCUUAUCGGCGAACCGUGUGGUGAAAAUGCCCUAUGUACCACGGAAAAUCAUAAACAGGUUUGUCACUGUCAGCCUGGCUUUACCGGUGAUCCGCGCGUACGUUGUGACGUUGUCGACUUUUGUAAGGAUGCGCCAUGCGGUCCGGGUGCACGUUGCCGCAAUUCGCGUGGUUCAUUUAAAUGUACUUGCCCUCCCGGUUUGGUUGGUGAUCCCUACAAUGAAGGUUGUCGCACCGCGGUGGAGUGUGAAACUAGCGAAGAUUGUCCCCCGCAUGCUGAAUGCACCAAAAUUAACGGUAUAUCCAAAUGUCAAGAUGUUUGUGCGAAUGUUAAAUGUGGCACGAAUGCCGAAUGUAUACCUAAGGGUCAUCAAGCUCAUUGUGCAUGCCGUAAUGGUUACGACGGUAAUCCCGCCGAUCGGAUUGCCGGUUGUAAGCCACUACCCGUACCAUGUCAAAUGACCAGCGACUGCCCGACCAAUACCUACUGUUCGGAUAGUAUUUGUAAACCUGCCUGCAUACUCGACACCGAAUGUGGCGCUACGGAAGUAUGUCAAGGUGGUCAAUGCGUGAAUCCCUGCCUGCAGGCACAAGCUUGCGGCAUGAAUGCUGAAUGCCACAUACAGACACACUACAAACAAUGCACCUGUCCAGCUGGUUUCACCGGCAAUCCAGAGGUGGAAUGUGUGCGAAUACCGGUGGCUUGUAAUAGUGAUGUGGAAUGCCACGAAGACUAUAACUGUCACGACUCAAUGUGCCAGCCCGCUUGCCAAAGCGACCAGGAUUGUGCCUUGAAUGAGAAGUGUCUACGCGGUAGCUGUAUGCUAACCUGUCGCGUGGACAAUGACUGCUUCCUGGGACAUGUUUGUCUACAUAAUAAAUGCGUUUAUGGUUGUCGUACCGACGAUGAUUGUAGCGGAUCCGAGUCCUGUCGUCAUGAUAAGUGUAUCAAUCCUUGCCUAGAUAAUCCUUGUGGUCCCAAUGCUGCCUGCUCCGUAUCGAAUCAUCGUGCUAUUUGCAGCUGUCUGGAUGGUAUGGUACCGAAUCCAACACCGCAAGUCGGUUGUGUACGCAGUCCACCGCUCGAUUGUAAUGAGAAUCGUGACUGUCCGAAUGGUCUGGCUUGCUUUGAGUUUGCCUGCCGUCCGCUGUGUGCCGAUAACGCCGGUUGUCUUACGAAUGAGCGCUGUCAAGGUGGCGUCUGCAAGCCGCUUUGUCGACGUGACGACGAUUGUCGCGGUAGCGAAGUAUGUUUGGGACUAAGCUGCGUAGCUGGUUGCCGUUCGGAUCAAGGCUGCCCACAGGAUCUAUCAUGUGUCAAUCAACAGUGCAUCAAUCCAUGCGCCGAACCUGCUGCAUGUGGCACCAAUGCCGAAUGUUUGGUCAUUGAUCAUCGCAAGCAAUGCACAUGCCCACAAGGGCUUAUCGGCAAUGCGGAGGUGUCGUGUAAAGCGCCGCGUACCGCUUGUACGCGCAAUGAGGACUGCGAUGGAAAUCAACUUUGCUAUGGUGGCAGCUGUCAAGGUAAAUGCCGCAAUGAUCAAAACUGUUUGGCCGAUGAGCGUUGCAUGCGCGGUACGUGUCGCACCGUUUGCAAUACGGACUCAGCUUGCGCACAAGGACAGAUUUGCGAAAAUCGUGUAUGCCAAAUUGGUUGUCGCAAUGAUCUCACCUGCCCCAGCAGUGAGGCGUGCGUCAACAAGAAGUGCAAGAAUCCCUGCGAGGCACCCGGUCAAUGUGGUCAGUGCGCCAACUGUUUGGUGGUCAACCACGGGGUACAGUGUAGCUGCCCGAAUGGUUUUCUUGGCGAUGGACUUAGCGGCUGUCAACAGCCACCACAACGCUGCAACGCCAACUGUCAGUGUGACGAGACAAAUACGUACUGCGCCGACGCCUGUGCGCGCACCGAAGACUGCGCCUGUGGACAAGUUUGCACGCGUGGUAAAUGUCGCCAAAAGUGCGGCGCCGGACGCAAUUGUCCUCUGGGACAACUCUGCGAACGCGGCACAUGUCUGGCUGGCUGCAAAGCCAACACCGAUUGUCCCACCGAUCAAAGCUGUAUCAAAGGAAAAUGCGCCGAUCCGUGCACAGAUAAGUCUGCUUGCGGCCGUAAUGCGCUCUGCACUGUCUCCGAUCAUCGCAUGCUGUGUUAUUGUCCCGAUGGCUACGAAGGUGAACCCAGCACCGAAUGCGUACAAUUUGAAUGUGCGCAGGAUAAUGACUGUGAACCGAACAAACGUUGUGAUGCGGGUAAAUGUCGCAACCCGUGCUUGGAAUAUGGCGCGUGUGGUGUUAAUGCACAAUGUCGUGUCGUGGAUCGUAAGCCACAAUGCUCAUGCCCACCCGACUACUUUGGCACACCCGAAACUGAGUGUCGUCCACUCGAUGGCGGUUGCGCGAAUCAUCCGUGCGGCGCUAAUUCCAAAUGUACUGAGGUGCCUGGCGGUUAUGAGUGCGCCUGCAUGGACGGCUGUAUGGGUGAUGCGCACAAGGGUUGCGUCUGCGAGGGACAUCUGGUGAAUGCGUGCGCUGAACAACCAUGUGGACAGAAUGCUGCUUGCCGCGUCUUGGAUCAUAAUGAAGCGCAAUGUUAUUGCCCGGCGGAAUUCCCCUAUGGCGAUGCUUAUGUAGAAUGCUACUUAACACCACCACAAGAGGACUGUCGCACGCAGGGUUGCAUAACGGGCGAAUGUGUACGCCAAGGCGUCGACUACGUGUGCCGUCACGAAAUCGGCUGCGCUUCGAGCGAUGAAUGCCCAACACAACGCGCCUGCAUUAAUGGCGUGUGCUUGGAUCCCUGCUCGUCUGCGAAUCCAUGUGGACGUGAUCAGGAGUGCCAAGUGAUAGAACAUCAACCGGUUUGUUCGAAAGCAACUGGCCGCACACCUGGCUGUGAGCACUGCCCACCAGGCACCAACUGUGAUCCCACAACUGGCGCCUGCAUCAAAGCUGAGUGUACGCGCGAUGCCGAUUGUGACAUUACGGAGGCUUGCAUCAACCGACGCUGUCAGCAUCCUUGCGAUGCGCAUAAUCCCUGUGCGCAAAAUGCGGUCUGCAUGAACGCGAAUCACGCGGCCGACUGCAGCUGUGUGGAUGGCUAUCAAGGCAACGGUUUCAUUGGCUGCCAACCAGCGCUCGACCAUACGCCUGUCUGUCAGUACAACGAGGACUGCCCGCCAACGAAACUCUGCGAUCGUCUAAAUCGCCGUUGCAUCAAUCCCUGCUUCGAGGACUCGUGCGGUGAGAAUGCCGAGUGUAUACCUGUCAAUCAUGGCAUUGAAUGCCGCUGUCUGGCCGGCUUCGUCGGUAAUGCUUACAUCGAAUGCUCGCAGCUGCAAGGCUGUCGUGCGGAUCGCGAAUGUGACGCUAGUCAGGCGUGCAUUAAUGGUAAAUGCGCUUCGCCGUGUCGCUGUGGCGCCAAUGCGCUCUGUGACGUUGUCAAUCAUCGCGGUGUCUGCAAAUGUCCACCAGGUUAUGCCGGUCGGCCGGAAGUUGCUUGUAAUCCACCCACCAAUCCAUGUGAGCCGAACCCGUGUGGUGUCAACGCGCUAUGUGAGCUGGAUAAUGGCAAUCCUAUAUGUUACUGCCCGAAAGGACUUACCGGUAAUCCGUUCAAGAAUUGCAUACCCGAAGGCGACGAGUGUCGUCCGAAUCCUUGUGGCCCCAAUUCUGGUUGUCGCAUGGUGAACGACGCGCCAACUUGCUUCUGUUUACCCGAAUAUGAAGGUCAGCCGCCGCUGGUGCCGUGUGAGGUGCCAAAGAGCCCUUGUGAUCCAUCACCUUGUGGCCCGAAUACACAAUGCGCUGUGCUCAGCAACGGUUUCUCGAAAUGUACAUGCUUACCGGGUUAUGUUGAAAGUCCCAACACAAUACGCGGUUGCAUAGAACCUGUAAAUCCAUGUGAUCCCAGUCCUUGCGGUCCGGGUGCAGUUUGUGAUUCCUCACGUACACCAGUUUGUUUCUGCCCAGAUGGCAAGAUUGGCAAUCCAUUUAAGGCUUGUGAAAAACCACCAGUUUCCGAUGAGCUAUGCACACCAGGUCCAUGUGGACGUAAUGCUGAUUGUUAUGUUACUGGCAAUCGCGAAGAAUGUUAUUGCCGUUCUGGUUAUAUUGGUGAUCCUUAUCAGGGUUGCCGCGAGCCACCUCGUAGCGCCUGUGAACCUAAUCCAUGUGGUCCAAAUGCUGAAUGUGUUGUUGCUGGUGAUGGUCAAAGUGCAUGCAUCUGUCCUGAUGGUUUAUCUGGAGAUCCGACGUCAACUAAAGGCUGCCAUGGCUACGAAUGUCAAGUGGAUGCCGAUUGUCCACACAAUAGAGCCUGUAUGGGUUUCAAGUGUUACGAUCCUUGUCCAGGUGCUUGCGGUCAAGGAGCCAAUUGCCGCGUGGAAGAACAUCAUCCCGUUUGCUCAUGCAAUGCUGGACUCACUGGUAAUCCGGGCAUUCGUUGUUACGCGCUAGAUAUACCGAAGACGCCAAGCCGUAAUCCCUGUUUGCCUAGUCCUUGUGGUAUAAAUAGUGAAUGCAAGUUAUUAAAUCAUCGCGCCGUAUGCUCUUGCUUGCCUGGUUAUUUGGGUGAUCCACAGAGUGGUUGUCGCGCAGAGUGUGACAUCAAUUCAGACUGCGGCACCGCACAGGCUUGUAUCAACCAUAAAUGUAUCGACCCAUGUGCUGGCACAGUGUGUGGCAUCAAUGCUAUUUGCAGAGUACGACAACACACACCGCUCUGUGCCUGCCUCGACGGCUUCACCGGCGAUGCUUUCCGUCAAUGUAUACCUGUUGGAGUGCUAAAGAAUGUAACUCGAGAUCCAUGUGCACCAUCUCCUUGUGGACCACAUGAUGUCUGCUCUAUAUACGGUGAUGGUGUAGCCCUGUGUGAUCCAUGCUUUGGACCCAAUGCUCAACAAAAUCCACGUUGCCGACCUGAAUGUGUCUCUAACUCAGACUGUCCCUUCGAUCGCGCUUGCUUGGGUCAACGCUGCUUGGAUCCAUGCCCAGGCUCAUGCGGACACAACGCUGUAUGUAAUGUCUAUGAACACAAUCCCAUUUGUAGUUGCCCACCUGGCUUAUAUGGCAAUCCAUAUGAGCACUGUUCACCACCAUCACCGUUCGUACCGGCGCCAUCGCCGAGUUGUGAGAAACUGCAAUGUGGCGCUAAUGCUGAAUGUAAGAAGCGCAACGGCGCAUUAACUUGUGUCUGUCGUACGGGCUACUUUGGUGAUCCUUUCAUCGGUUGCCGCCCAGAAUGUGUGCUUAACUCCGAUUGUCCUGCUGAAAAAUCCUGCGUCAACUCGAAAUGUGUAGACUCAUGUGUAGGCGUAUGUGGCAUUAACGCUAUGUGUCGCAUAGUAAAUCAUGCUCCUGUGUGCUUGUGUGUCGAAGGUUACACUGGUGACGCUGCUGUACAAUGCAAUCCUUACUACUUACCACCAGAAAGACCAGCAGACAGACCACGUAAUCCAUGUGAACCAUCACCAUGUGGUCCCAAUUCUCGUUGCUUGACCUCACCCGAUGGUUAUGCGGCCUGUUCAUGUCUGCCGAACUUCAAGGGUUCACCGCCAGUUUGUCAACCAGAGUGUGUUGUAAGCUCCGAGUGUCCGCUAAACAAAGCUUGUAUUAAUCAACGUUGCGCCGAUCCUUGUCCUGGUACAUGCGGCGUAGAAGCACGUUGCGAAGUCUUAAACCACAACCCAAUUUGCUCUUGCGAGCCCGGUUUUGAGGGCGAUCCAUUUGUAUCUUGUAGCCGCAUACCGGAGGAACGUACGGACACUGAACGCAAACCCGAAAAUCCAUGUGCACCGUCGCCUUGUGGACCCAAUUCCAUCUGCCAAAUAAAACAGGGACGUCCAGUAUGUUCAUGUGUUGCCAAUUAUAUUGGCAGUCCACCAUAUUGUCGUCCAGAAUGUACACUAAAUACUGAAUGUCCAGCCGACAAGGCGUGUAUACAGGAGAAAUGUCAAAACCCAUGUGCGAAUACAUGUGGACACAAUGCACGUUGCACGGUGAUCGCACAUGCGGCGCACUGUAGCUGCGAACAGGGUUAUGAGGGAGACGCCUUCGUCGGUUGUUCCAAAAUCGAUGAAAAACCAAAAGACCGCAUCGAUCCCUGUUAUCCAAGCCCCUGCGGUGAGAAUGCAUUGUGUAGUGAACGUAACGGCGAGGCACGCUGUAGCUGUAUUGAACCAUAUAUUGGUGAUCCCUACACCACCGGUUGUCGUCCGGAAUGUGUUUAUAAUGCCGAGUGUCCAUCGUCUUUGGCUUGUAUUAAACAGCAUUGUCGCGACCCCUGCGUUGGCACCUGUGGCUCGAAUGCCGAGUGUGCUGUGGUCAAUCAUAUACCGACAUGUAGUUGUGUACGUGGCUACGAAGGUGAUCCCUUUACCGGCUGCAAACGUGAAGAUUACCCCAUCGGACCACUCAGCCCUUGCGAACCGACACCGUGCGGUGCCAAUAGUAUUUGUCGCGUGGUUGAUGGUCGCCCAGCCUGCUCUUGCCAAGUAGGUUACUUCGGUGCACCACCCAACUGUCGUCCGGAAUGUGUUGUCAGCUCAGAGUGUUCACAAAAUUUGGCAUGUAUCAAUCAAAAGUGCGUAGAUCCUUGUAUCGGCACAUGUGGCUUCAAUGCCAAAUGCCAGGUGGUCAAUCACAAUCCAAUAUGCUCAUGUUCAGUCGACUAUAUGGGUGAUCCGUUCGAACAAUGUACACCGAAACCGCGCGAACCUCCACCAAAGGUUAAUCCAUGUUUACCCAGCCCUUGCGGUCCUAAUGCCGAGUGUCGGGAAGUCGAUAAUCGUGCUGCUUGCAGUUGCUCGCCGGGUAUGUUUGGUGCACCGCCCAAUUGUCGUCCGGAAUGUGUUAUCCAUCAAGAUUGUCCAUCGAAUCGCGCUUGCAUACGUCAACGUUGUGAGGAUCCUUGUGCUGGCGCUUGCGGUUUUAAUGCCCUUUGCACAGCACAAAAUCACAAGCCUGUGUGUUCGUGUCUCGAGGGUUACGAAGGUGACCCGUAUGCUGGUUGCAAUACACCGCAAAUCGUAGUGCCUGACAUAUCCGCCGAUCCAUGCAAUCCAUCGCCUUGCGGCUCAAAUGCCAUUUGCCGAAAUCGCAAUGGUGCUGGUUCAUGCACCUGCAUUCAAGAUUACUUCGGUGAUCCGUAUAUAAAUUGUAGGCCCGAGUGCGUACAGAAUAGCGAUUGUGUGUCCACGAAAUCUUGUGUAAAUAUGAAAUGCGUCGAUCCAUGUAUAGGUCUGUGUGGUUUCAAUGCGGAAUGUCGCGUUUCGCAUCAUAUACCGGUUUGCACUUGCAUAUCCGGCUUUACGGGCAACCCAAUGCGUAGCUGCCAGGAGAAACCAUCAAAUAUGUAUUUGCCCAUACCCCGUGAUCCUUGUCGUCCCUCACCAUGUGGUGUGUACAGUACUUGCCGUGUGGCAAGUAAUCGCGCCGUUUGUUCUUGCCUACCCAACUAUAGGGGUCAUCCACCGAAUUGCAGACCAGAGUGCAUGCUCAGUUCUGAAUGCGCUUCGAACCGGGCUUGUAUUAAUAUGCGUUGUCAAGAUCCAUGUCCCGGCACUUGUGGUCAGAAUGCACGUUGCCGCAUUACCAACCACUCACCGAUUUGUAGCUGUAUUGAUGGUUAUACUGGCGAUCCAUUCCAGCAAUGUCUACCUGAAAGAAAACCAUUAGAUACGCCACGUUUACCACCACAAAAUCCUUGUAUACCCAGCCCUUGUGGCCCGAAUUCACAAUGUCGCGCUUCCAGCUCCGGUGCUGUUUGCUCGUGUGUGGCCAAUUACAUUGGUCGUCCACCGAACUGUCGCCCGGAAUGUACAAUCAAUUCGGAGUGCCCUGCGCAUUUGGCUUGUAUGAAUACACGUUGUGCCGAUCCCUGUGUGGGUUCGUGCGGCAACAAUGCACGCUGUCAAGUCAGUGCGCAUGCGCCGAUUUGUAUGUGCGAACCAGGUUAUACCGGCGAUCCGUUCUCUGGCUGCUACAAAGUCAUACCAAUACCCGAUGAACCAGUUCAACCAUGUCGACCCAGUCCAUGUGGCUUGAAUGCCAUUUGUGAGGAGCGCAAUCGCGCGGCCUCAUGCAAAUGCAUACCCGAAUAUUUCGGCGAUCCAUAUGUUGAAUGUCGACCGGAGUGUGUCAUUAAUUCGGAUUGUCCGAAGGCACGCGCCUGCAUCAACAACAAAUGUAUCGAUCCCUGUCCGGGUAUGUGUGGGCGUAAUGCCGAAUGCGUCGUCCUUAACCAUGCACCGAACUGCGAAUGCUUUAACGGCUACACUGGAAAUCCCAUCAGCGGUUGCUCACCCAUACCAGAGCCACCACCGCAAUAUGAACCUCCGGUACCUGUCAACCCUUGUCAGCCAUCGCCUUGUGGGCUGUAUAGCAAUUGCCGACCUGUCAAUGGCCACGCAGUGUGCUCAUGUUUACCGAACUAUUUGGGUGCACCACCCAACUGUCGUCCGGAAUGUAUGAGCAGCUCUGAUUGCGCACAAGACAAGUCGUGCAUCAAUGAACGUUGUAAAGAUCCCUGCCCCGGUACUUGUGGAAAUAAUGCGCUUUGUCGCGUCGUCAAUCACAAUCCGAUUUGCUCGUGUACACCUGGUUACACUGGUGACCCAUUUGUACGCUGCAUCUACGAAGAGAAACGUCCUAUUAUAAGAGAUCCCAUAAAUCCAUGUGUACCAUCGCCGUGCGGUCCGAAUUCCCAGUGUCAAGUGUCGAAUGCAAACGGUCAAGCUGUGUGCUCGUGUCUGCCCAAUUACAUCGGCAGAGCACCGAAUUGCCGACCCGAAUGCACGUCGAAUUCGGAGUGUCGCGGUAAUAUGGCUUGCAUCAAUCAACGCUGUCAAGAUCCUUGCCAAGGUUCAUGUGGCUCAUAUACGACAUGUAUUGUAAAUAAUCAUAGACCAAUUUGCCGCUGCUUGGAUGGUUAUACGGGUGAUCCUUUCUCAGGAUGUAGUCCACAAAUUAAUAUACCGCCAGAAAUUCCAAUGCCUUGCAAUCCCAGCCCUUGCGGUGCUAAUGCUGUGUGCAAGGAACGAAACGGCGUUGGCGCUUGUACCUGCUUGCCUGAGUACUCUGGAGAUCCAUACACGGAAUGCCGUCCCGAAUGUGUGUUGAAUACCGACUGCCCGAAGAAUCUCGCUUGUAUGAACAACAAAUGUCGCGAUCCAUGUCCAGGAGUAUGCGGCGUUGGUGCCGAAUGUCACGUAAUUAAUCACGCGCCCAGCUGUAGUUGUCCAUCGGGUUAUACGGGUAACCCCUCGGAAUAUUGUCGCGAACAACCAAAACACAUCGAACCCGCGCAGCCUUGCCGUCCUUCGCCAUGUGGCCCUUACAGCCAAUGUCGUGAAGUGAACGGACAUGCAGUCUGUUCGUGCAUUACCAAUUACAUUGGUGCACCGCCGUCUUGUCGCCCCGAAUGCUCGGUUAGUUCCGAGUGUGCGCAGGACAAGGCUUGUGUGAAUUUGCGCUGUGUAGACCCAUGUCCGGGCACUUGCGGCAACGAAGCACGCUGUAAGGUCACAAACCAUAAUCCGAUUUGUACAUGUCCACCUGGCUACUCAGGAGAUCCUUUCAUACGUUGCUUGAUCAAAGAACAGGAACCACGCUUGCCUACAAGACCAACCAACCCUUGUGUUCCAAGUCCAUGUGGACCGAACUCACAAUGUCGCGCUGUUGGCGAAACGCCAGUCUGUUCAUGCUUACCGAACUUUGUAGGACGUGCACCGAAUUGCCGUCCCGAAUGUACGCUCAACUCGGAAUGUCCGGCCAAUUUGGCUUGCAUAAAUGAGCGUUGUAAAGAUCCCUGCCCUGGCUCUUGUGGUUUCAAUGCCUUCUGUAAUGUCGUAAAUCAUUCACCAGUGUGCAGUUGUGAUACUGGCUUUACCGGCGAUCCUUUCGCAGGUUGCAAUCCAACGCCCACCGCUAUACCCGAGGAACGUCUUACACCCUGUAUUCCAUCACCUUGCGGUCCCAACGCCGAAUGUAGAGAGCGCAACGGCGCUGGUUCGUGCGUUUGCCUGCCCGAAUACUUUGGAGAUCCGUAUAGUGGUUGCCGUCCUGAAUGUAUUGCCAACUCCGAUUGCCCGCGUGACAAAUCGUGUGUAAACAACAAAUGCACAGAUCCCUGCCCAGGUGUUUGCGGCUUGAAUGCGGAAUGUCGAGUGAAUAAUCAUGCGCCAACAUGUCAUUGCCUACAGGGUUACACGGGUAACCCACUAAGCGCUUGCCGUGAAAUACCACAACUACCGCCAGCACCAACCCCGAAAGACACUAAUCCUUGCGUACCGUCACCAUGUGGUCCCUACAGUCAAUGCCGUGAGGUGAAUGGCCAUGCUGUUUGCUCCUGCCAGACAAAUUUCAUUGGUUCACCGCCGAAUUGCAAACCCGAAUGUAUUGUUUCCUCAGACUGCGCACAAAAUCUUGCAUGCCAAAAUCAGAAAUGUGUUGAUCCCUGCCCUGGUACUUGUGGCAGUGACGCGCGCUGUCAAGUCAUUAAUCAUUAUGCGGCGUGCUCUUGCCCACCCGGUUAUACCGGCGAUCCCUUCAGUAGAUGUAUUAAAAUUAAACUGGACGUGCCAGUACCUAAGCCUGGUAAUCCUUGUGUACCUUCACCAUGUGGACCCAACUCGAAAUGUGUCGAAGUUGGCGAUUCACCUGCAUGCUCCUGUUUGCCUAACUACUUGGGGCGACCACCUAAUUGCCGUCCCGAGUGUCUAAGUAGUUCAGACUGUCCAGCUGAUUUAGCUUGUACUAAUCAGAAAUGUACAAAUCCUUGUAUCGGCGCUUGCGGUGUACAUACACAAUGUACAGUUAUUAAACACAAUCCGACGUGCCAAUGUGAAAUCGGCUAUACUGGAGAUCCUUUCUCCGGUUGUGCCAUUGUAAAAAUGACUCCAACAGAGGCACCACGCAAUCCAUGCAAUCCCAGUCCCUGCGGUGCAAACGCAGUUUGUCGUGAGCGUAAUGGUGCUGGUUCUUGCUCAUGUUUGCCUGAAUACUUUGGUGAUCCGUAUAGCGGCUGCCGCCCAGAAUGUGUACAAAAUUCGGACUGCGAUCGUUCACGUGCUUGCAUCAAUAAUAAAUGCCAAGAUCCAUGUCCCGGUGUAUGUGGCAUUAAUGCCGAAUGUCGUGUCUUGAAUCAUGCGCCGAAUUGUAUGUGCUUCGAUGGUUACACCGGUGAUCCACAUCGUUCGUGCGCUGUAAUCGAAGUAACAACGCUGACACCGCUGAAUCCAUGCCAACCGUCGCCAUGUGGUCCCUAUAGUGAAUGCCGUGAAUCUAAUGGACAUGCUGUGUGCUCUUGCGUCGAUGGUUUUGUGGGCGCACCACCAUCUUGUAAGCCGGAAUGUGUUGUUAGUUCGGAGUGUCCACAGAAUAGGGCUUGUUUGAAUCAGAAGUGUGCGGACCCAUGUCGUGGCGCGUGCGGCAACAAUGCACGCUGUCAAGUGGUUAAUCAUAAUCCUAUUUGUACGUGUGCGCCUGGUUUAACUGGCGAUCCCUUCACAUCAUGCAUUGAAGAGAAAGAAACAGUACGUGAUCCACAAAAUCCAUGCGUACCUUCACCAUGUGGUCCCAACUCUUUGUGUCGUGAAAUUGGCGGACAAGCCGCCUGCUCAUGCCAAACGAACUAUGUGGGUCGUCCACCAAACUGCCGUCCGGAAUGCACGAACAAUGAUGAAUGUCCAAAUAAUCUGUCAUGUCAAAAUGAACGUUGCGUCGAUCCUUGUCCCGGCUCUUGCGGCAACAAUGCUUUCUGCAAAGUGGUGCAACAUAAUGCCAUCUGCUCAUGUACCGAUGGUUAUGAAGGCGAUCCAAUAUUGGGUUGCGAUCUAAUACAACCAGUACUGCCAAAACAACCUCCCACAUCGCCCUGUGAGCCUUCGCCCUGCGGUCCGCAUGCCGAGUGCAGAGAGCGUAAUGGCGCUGGCGCUUGUUAUUGUCAUGAGGGCUUCGAGGGUAAUCCUUACGAUGUAGAACGCGGUUGUCGACGAGAAUGUGAAGCUAAUGAUGACUGUUCAACAGCCCAAGCAUGUGUGCGCUUCAAAUGUGUUGACCCGUGCGAGAACAUUUGUGGUGAAUUUGCCAUUUGCUCAGUAGAUAAUCAUGUGCCGACAUGCAACUGCCCACCUGGUUAUAGUGGAGAUCCAUUCUUCCAAUGCAGACAGAUACCAGUUACACCGCCACCGCCAAUCAAUCCAUGCGUACCAUCACCUUGUGGACCAAAUAGUAUCUGCCGUAGCAUAAACGACCAAGCUGUCUGCUCAUGUAAAUCUGGUUUCAUCAAUCAACCACCCAAUUGCCGCCCUGAGUGUGUGGUCAGUUCGGAGUGUGCGCCAGAACGCGCAUGUGUAAACAACAAAUGUGUUGAUCCAUGCUUACAUACUUGCGGCAUACGAGCUAUUUGCACAACGAAGAAUCAUAGCCCCAUCUGUACUUGCCCACGUGGCAUGACCGGUGAUCCAUUUGUACAAUGUUCGAAAAUACCAAUUAUUCACGAUAUUGAACCAACAGAACGUCCACCAUCCUGUGUACCAUCGCCUUGCGGUCCAAAUUCAAAAUGUCAAAUUGUCGGUGGUAGUCCGGCUUGCUCUUGUCUACAAGAUUUCAUUGGCGCGCCACCAAACUGUCGUCCAGAGUGUGUACUCAACUCUGAAUGCGGUCCAACUGAAGCUUGCAUCAAUCAAAAGUGCCGAGAUCCAUGUCCAGGCUCAUGUGGCUUUGAAGCCAAAUGUCAUGUCCUCAAUCAUGUACCAAUUUGCAAUUGUAUUGACGGUUACACCGGCGAUCCAUUUAUACGUUGCAGUCCCAUACCACCAGUAACGGAAACACCAAAAACACCAAACGAUCCUUGCGAUCCAAAUCCGUGCGGACCAAAUGCAGAUUGCUUCAAUGGCGAAUGCCGCUGUCAAGACAAUUAUCAAGGCAAUCCCUAUGAUGGCUGCCGUCCGGAAUGUACACUUUCUGCUGAUUGUGCACGCGAUAAAGCUUGCAUGCGUAACAAAUGUGUGGACCCAUGUCCUGGCACCUGUGGCAUUAAUGCCGUUUGUGAAGUACUCAACCAUAUACCAAUUUGUUCAUGUGUUUCUGACUACGAGGGUGAUCCGUUUAGUAGCUGCAAGCCUAAAGUUGUAAUUGAACGGCCAGAACAGGUUUGUUCACCAUCACCAUGCGGCGCCAACAGUCAGUGUCGCGAUAUCAACGGUCAUGCUGUGUGCUCUUGUUUAGAUGGAUACAUCGGCAGCCCACCACAAUGUCGCCCUGAAUGUGUAGUGUCUAGUGAGUGCUCAGCACUGCAAGCUUGUGUUAACAAAAAGUGUACUGAUCCAUGUGCGGGCUCUUGCGGCAUUGACGCACGUUGUGAAGUCAUCAAUCAUAGCCCAAUUUGUGGUUGCCCGCCCGGUAAAACUGGCGAUCCAUUCAAACGUUGUCUAGAUUUACCACCACCUGAACCACCGAGGGAACGGGAUCCAGGCACACCACGUGAUCCUUGCGUACCAUCACCAUGCGGCCCCAAUUCCAUUUGCAAGGCCAGUGCUAGCGGACCUUCAUGCCAGUGCUUACCAGAGUUCUUCGGCUCACCACCAAAUUGUCGCCCUGAGUGCAUAAUCAACCCAGAUUGUCCAUCCAGCCAAGCAUGUAUCAACAAUAAAUGCCGUGAUCCAUGUCCAGGUUCUUGCGGAACCAAUGCUGAAUGUCGCGUUAUUAGUCAUACUGUUUCCUGCUCAUGUCCCACCGGCUUUGCGGGUAAUGCUUUCGUACAAUGCAUCCCAGCUAUUGAAGAGCCUGUCAAACCAUGCGAACCCUCGCCAUGCGGUCCUAAUGCCGAAUGUAUUGAGCGAAACGGAGCAGCUUCAUGCAAAUGUAUUGACGAUUAUCAAGGCAAUCCUUACGACGGUUGUCGACCCGAAUGUGUACUCAGCUCCGACUGCCCAACAGAUAAGGCUUGCAUACGCAACAAAUGUAAAGAUCCUUGUCCUGGCAUAUGUGGCUCCAAUGCGCAAUGCUAUGCCGUUAAUCAUGUUCCGAACUGUGUUUGUAAUGAUGGUUACACUGGCGAUCCAUUCUCCAACUGUCAACGCCAAGUUACGCCAAUUCCGCCACCACCACAAGGCAAUCCAUGUCAGCCAUCGCCUUGUGGACCGAACAGCAAAUGUCGCGUAUCGAAUAGCCUUGCUGUCUGUUCUUGUUUGGAUACAUUUAUUGGUGCACCACCAAAUUGUAAACCAGAAUGCACAGUCAACACAGAAUGUCCACAAAACAAGGCAUGCCAUAACUUUAGAUGCGCCAAUCCUUGUGCUGGCACAUGCGGCGUGGACGCAAAAUGUGAAGUCAUCAAUCACAAUCCGAUUUGCAGUUGUCCACUAGAUAUGACUGGCGAUCCAUUCUCGCGUUGCUAUCCAGCACCACUACCCGCACCGAAAGACGAGCCUAAGACACCAAAGAAUCCAUGCUUCCCAUCACCGUGUGGCUUAUACGCGGAGUGUCGUGCCAUUGGCGAUCAGCCAUCUUGUUCAUGCCUGUCAAAUUACAUUGGUGUGCCACCAAAUUGCCGACCCGAAUGUGUCGUCAACACAGAUUGCCCAUCGGACAGAUCUUGCAUAGCAGAGAAAUGCCGUAAUCCAUGCGAAGGCACGUGUGGCAUCAACUCCGAGUGCCGUAUACAAAAUCAUCUAGCCAUCUGCACUUGCCGCACUGGCUACACCGGCGAUCCAUUCUCACAAUGCGUAGAAAUCAUCGAAGUCAAGACACCGCCCACAGUUUCAAAGGAUCCUUGUGAUCUGCAACCAUGUGGCGCCAACGCUGAAUGCGACAAUGGCAUCUGCACUUGCAUACGCGACUAUCAAGGUGACCCGUACGUAGGAUGUCGCCCCGAAUGUACGCUCAGCACGGACUGUUCACCUAAUCGUGCUUGUCUCAAUAAGAAAUGUGUCGAUCCUUGUCCGGGCACUUGUGGCCAGAAUGCUCAAUGUGACGUUAGCAAUCAUAUACCAAUAUGCAGCUGUGCAAAGGGUUACACCGGCGAUCCGUUCAUCAACUGUCAUCCUGAGAUACGUGAACCAACACCUAAAGAUCCAUGUCAACCAAAUCCGUGCGGCCCGAACAGUAUUUGUCAAACAACCGCACAAGGUGCUGUCUGCGCCUGUCAGCCAGGCAUGUUGGGCUCACCACCCACCUGCAAGCCAGAAUGUAUAGUCAGCUCCGAGUGUUCACUACAAACCGCAUGCAUACAAAAGAAAUGUGUCGAUCCAUGUCCAGGCGCAUGUGGUCAAUUCGCCAGAUGUCAAGUAAUCAAUCAUAAUCCGAUUUGCACAUGCAAUGCUGGCUAUACUGGCGAUCCGUUUACACGUUGUUAUGAAGAAGAACGUCUCGUUGAGCCACCUACAAAUCCUUGCGUACCAUCACCAUGUGGCCCGAACUCGGAAUGUAAGAUUGUCGGCGAUAGUCCCGCCUGCUCAUGUGCGGUCAGCUUUUUGGGAAAACCACCAAAUUGUCGCCCAGAAUGUACCAUCAAUCCGGAAUGUUCGCCUUCGAAGGCAUGUAUACGUCAGAAAUGUGAAGACCCAUGUGUGGGUUCGUGUGGCUUCAACGCGCGUUGCAAUGUGGCCAAUCAUAUGCCGAUUUGCACUUGUGAAGUGGGAUAUACUGGUGAUCCGUUCACCGGCUGCCAGCCUGUACAAGAGCGUAUCGUACACGAACAAGUUACACCGUGCGAGCCGAAUCCUUGCGGCUCGAAUGCAAUUUGUCGCGAUCGUAACGGCAUUGGCUCGUGUCAAUGUCUACCCGACUACUUUGGCGAUCCGUAUCAAUCGUGUCGACCCGAAUGUGUACGCAAUUCAGAUUGUCCGACACAGCAGGCGUGCACACAACAGAAAUGUCGCGAUCCAUGUCCGGGCACAUGUGGCACGAACGCUGAAUGCAGCGUCACGAAUCAUGUGCCGACAUGUAUGUGCCGCAUCGGUUAUACGGGCGAUCCGUAUCGUUAUUGUCAUGUGGAGCCGCUAGCACCGAUACGUCAAGAGCCACCUACAAACCCUUGUCAACCUUCACCUUGCGGUCCGAAUUCACAGUGUCGCGAACUUAAUGGUCAGGCGGUGUGUUCAUGUUUGGAACGUUAUAUCGGCGUACCGCCAAAUUGUCGUCCGGAAUGUGUGCUUAGCACUGAAUGUGCCUAUGAUAAGGCAUGCAUCAAUCAACGUUGUCAGGAUCCUUGUCCCGGCACUUGUGGCACGAAUGCAGAAUGCCGCGUGCGCAAUCAUAGUCCGUUGUGUCAGUGCCGCAACGGUUUUACCGGUGAUGCUUUCACACGUUGUUAUCCCAUACCACCUGCCCCACCAGCCAUUUCACACGUCGAGCGCGAUCCUUGUGUACCCUCGCCCUGCGGUCCGUAUAGUGAGUGUCGCAACAUCAACGGCGUACCAUCCUGUUCCUGUCUGCAGAGUUAUAUUGGCGCGCCACCAAAUUGUCAUCCGGAGUGUACCAUCAGCGCUGAGUGUCCUUCGAAUAGAGCUUGCAUACGUGAAAAAUGUAUCGAUCCUUGUCCGGGCUCUUGCGGCUUUUCCGCAGAGUGUAGUGUUGUCAAUCAUACACCGAUUUGCACAUGUCCCAAUGGUUAUACGGGCGAUCCAUUCAGCAACUGCCGUCCCUUACCACCAGAACCUAUUAUCAAUGAACCUGUCGAUCCAUGUCAUCCUUCGCCGUGUGGCGCAAAUGCUCAAUGCAACAAUGGCAUUUGUACUUGUCUGCCAGAAUAUCAUGGUGAUCCGUACACAGGCUGUCGUCCAGAAUGUGUCUUGAAUACGGACUGUCCACGUGAUAAGGCGUGCUUGCGCAGCAAAUGUGCUAAUCCAUGUCCAGGCACUUGUGGCGAAAACGCCAUUUGUGAUGUUAUAAACCAUAUACCUAUGUGCAGAUGCCCCGAUGGUACUGUCGGAAGUGCAUUCAUUCGUUGUAGUCCGGCGCCAAAAAUCGUAAAUACAAACCCUUGCCAUCCUUCGCCGUGUGGACCAAACUCACAAUGUCGUGAGGUCAACCAACAAGCAGUUUGUUCUUGUCUGCCAAACUUCAUAGGUAGUCCACCAACUUGCCGUCCUGAGUGUGUAUCGAAUUCCGAUUGUGCACCUACACAGGCUUGCCUUAAUCAAAAAUGUGGUGAUCCAUGCCCUGGUACUUGCGGUAUCGGUGCCAAAUGUACUGUUGUCAAUCACAGCCCAUUCUGCACGUGUCCACCUCGUUUCAGCGGUAAUCCGUUCAUUCGCUGUCAACCGAUAAUUGAACCACCACGCGACGUUGUGCCAACAGAUCCUUGUCGUCCAUCACCAUGCGGACCAUAUGCUCAGUGUCGCCCCAUUGGCGAAGCGCCAUCGUGCUCAUGUCUUGAAUCUUAUAUAGGUCGUCCACCUAAUUGUCGUCCAGAAUGUGUCACGAGCUCUGAUUGUGCCAGCAGCUUGGCUUGUAUAAAUCAGAAAUGUGUUGAUCCAUGUCCGGGUCGUUGUGGCGUCAAUGCGGAAUGCCGUGUGGUUAGCCAUGCAGUACAAUGUACUUGUGUAGUCGGCUAUACUGGCGAUCCAUUUGUGCAAUGUAAUCUACCACCCGAGCGAGAUGCGGUCGAGGUACGCACACCCUGCAGUCCGAGCCCAUGUGGCCCCAAUGCAGUUUGUCGCGAACGUAAUGGCGCUGGUUCAUGCGCUUGUUUGCCUGAAUAUUUCGGUAACCCCUACGAGGGUUGUCGGCCCGAAUGCGUAAUGAAUUCCGACUGCCCAUCGAAUAAGGCAUGCCAACAGCAGAAGUGCCAGGAUCCUUGUCCGGGUACUUGUGGUCAGAAUGCCGAUUGCCAAGUUGUCAAUCAUUUGCCUUCUUGUACAUGCAUUACGGGCUACACGGGUGAUCCAUAUCGCGUGUGCACUCGACCAAUUGAACCUUUACGUACGGAAUACGUAAACCCAUGUCAACCAUCGCCAUGCGGACCAAACUCUCAAUGUCGCGAAUCAAAUGAUGUGGCUGUGUGCUCUUGUCUACCAGAAUUUAUUGGUACACCACCCGCUUGUCGUCCCGAGUGCACAAUUUCGUCAGAAUGCGCCACAGAUAGGGCUUGCUUCAAUCAGAAGUGCGUAGAUCCAUGCGCUGCUGACCCCUGUGGCAGCAAUGCUCAAUGUCGCGUUAGGAAUCAUAGUCCAAUUUGUACUUGCAAUAAUGGAUUUACCGGCGAUGCAUUCACCAGAUGUUAUCCUAUACCACCGCCACCAAUCGAAAUUGAACGCGAAGAGAUUCGUGACCCUUGCCUUCCAUCGCCCUGUGGUCCUAAUGCAGAAUGUCGCAAUGUAAACGGGGUACCAUCAUGUUCUUGUUUAGCUACUUUUAUUGGUCAGCCACCCAACUGUCGUCCAGAAUGCACCAUCAACUCAGAAUGUCCAAGUCAACAGGCUUGCAUCAAUCAGAAAUGUCGCGAUCCCUGCCCGGGUGCUUGUGGUCUAAAUACAGUUUGUCGUGUAAUGAACCAUACGCCAACUUGUCUGUGCAUAGACGACUAUGUUGGAAAUCCAUUUAUCAACUGCAGCCCCAAACCACCAGAACCAACUCAACCACCAGUACGUGAUGAUCCAUGUGUGCCAUCACCAUGUGGACCCAAUGCCCAAUGUAACAAUGGACAAUGCACAUGUAUUCCUGAAUACCAAGGUGAUCCUUACGUAGGCUGUCGUCCGGAAUGUGUACUUAAUUCAGAUUGUGCUCGUGAUCGCGCUUGCGUGCGCAAUAAAUGUAUCGACCCUUGUCCCGGAACUUGCGGAACCAACGCUAUUUGUAUUGUCAAUAGCCACGUGCCCAUGUGUCACUGUCCGGACAAUAUGUCGGGCAACGCCUUCUUUGAGUGUCAACCAGUUCCAAUAAAUCCUUGUCAACCAUCACCGUGUGGCCCUAACAGUCAAUGCCGCGAACUUCAAAAUGUAGGCGUGUGCUCCUGCUUACCGGACUUCAUUGGUAGUCCACCACAGUGUAGACCGGAAUGUACAACGAACUCUGAUUGUCCGCCGGAUCAGGCAUGUCAGAACUCUAAGUGCCGCGAUCCUUGUCCUGGAACCUGUGGCUUUAAUGCAGUUUGCAACGUUGUCAAUCAUAAUCCAUUCUGUACUUGUCGCGCUCAAAUGACAGGAAAUCCAUUUGUGCGUUGCCAGGAAAUAAUUGCUCCAAUACGUGAUGCUACACCCGCCAAUCCUUGUGUGCCCUCGCCUUGCGGACCUAAUUCCGAAUGUCGCGUUUCAGGUGACUCCCCGUCAUGUUCAUGUUUGCCAGAUUUUACAGGAUCACCACCAAAUUGUCGCCCUGAAUGUGUUUCAAAUUCAGAAUGCCCAUCUACACAAGCAUGUAUAAAUCAAAAAUGCAAAGAUCCCUGUCCUGGACUGUGUGGCUCAAAUGCCAAUUGUCGUGUCUUCAGUCACACACCCAUGUGUCUCUGUCAAGAAGGCUUUACUGGAGAUCCAUUUUCACAAUGUAACCCAGUACGAGCAGAACCGAUCGAAGUACUGCGACCAUGCAAUCCCAGUCCAUGCGGUAUCAAUGCUAAAUGUGAAGAACGCGACAACGCAGGUUCUUGCCAAUGCUUACCAGAGUACUUCGGUAACCCAUACGAAGGUUGUCGUCCAGAAUGUGUCCUGAACUCAGAUUGUCCAUCGAAUAAAGCUUGUCAAAAUCAGAAAUGCGCUGAUCCUUGUCCCGGCACUUGUGGUACAAAUGCAGUAUGUCAAGUAAUAAAUCAUUUACCUUCCUGCGAAUGCUAUCCCGGCUACAAUGGUGAUCCUUAUCGCCUCUGCCAAAUAGUACAAGAAGAACCUCCCAAAGUAUACGUUAAUCCCUGUCAACCUUCGCCUUGUGGUCCAAACUCAAAAUGUCGCGAAGUAAACGGUCAAGGAGUAUGUUCUUGUUUGCCAGAGUAUGUCGGUAGUCCACCAGCAUGUCGACCUGAAUGUACAUCCAGCUCUGAAUGUGCUACUGAAAAAGCUUGUAUCAAUCGCAAAUGUGUAGAUCCCUGUCCGGGCGUCUGUGGACAGAAUGCAGAGUGUCGCGUAAGAAACCACAGCCCUAUCUGCACAUGUAACAAUGGAUUCACCGGCGACGCCUUCGUACGUUGCUUCCGAAUUAUAACACCGGUUUCAUCACCACCGCCACAACGUCAACCACAAGAUCCUUGCGUGCCAUCACCGUGUGGACCAAACUCACAGUGCCGCGAUAUUAACGGCUCACCAUCAUGCUCCUGCCUACCAAAUUUCCUUGGUGCUCCACCCACUUGCCGUCCGGAAUGUAGUCUGAACUCAGAGUGUCCAAGCCAUCAAGCCUGUAUAAAUCAGAAAUGUCGAGACCCAUGUCCAGGUUCUUGUGGCAUUAGCGCAUUGUGCAAUGUGAUUAGUCACACACCAAUUUGUACAUGCCAAACCGGUUACACUGGUAAUCCGUUCACUGUCUGCAAUCCGUUACCACCGCCAAGAAGUAAGUCAGUAGUUAGAUUAAAAGGUGCCUCUAGUAAAACCCGUAUUUUUUGUGCAGUUGAAGUUGUACCUCAAGACGACCCAUGUAUACCCUCACCAUGCGGCCCUAACGCAAAAUGUAACAAUGGUCAGUGCACAUGUAUACCCGAAUAUAAUGGAGAUCCUUACACAGGCUGUAGGCCAGAAUGUGUAUUGCAUACCGAUUGCGCUAGAGAUCGCUCUUGUGUACGACACAAAUGUGUUGAUCCUUGUCCAGGAACCUGCGCUUCUAAUGCCAUCUGCGAAGUCAUGAAUCAUAUACCAAUUUGUCGCUGUCCCGACGGCAUGGAAGGCAACGCUUUCGUACAAUGCUCACCUAUACCGAAAUUGGAUGUACCACAAAAUCCUUGCCAGCCCUCGCCUUGCGGUCCAAAUAGUCAGUGCCGUGAGGUAAACCAACAAGCUGUGUGCUCUUGCAUUGCAUCCUUUGUCGGUAGUCCACCGUUUUGUAGGCCGGAAUGCACAAUCAAUUCCGAGUGUCCGCUUAAUCAAGGUUGUCUCAAUCAAAGAUGUUCCGAUCCGUGUCCUGGCGUUUGUGGCAACAAUGCCCUUUGUCAUGUUGCCAAUCAUAUACCGUUCUGCCGUUGUCCAGACAGAUAUUCUGGCAAUCCGUUUGUUAGUUGUCAACCGAUUUUAGACACACCCGAACCACGUCCACCGAGUCAACCUUGUGUUCCAUCGCCAUGUGGUCCAUACUCGGAAUGCCGCGCUGUUGGCGACACGCCUUCGUGUACUUGCUUAGCUGACUAUAUCGGUGCGCCUCCAAAUUGUCGACCAGAAUGCGUAACCAGCUCAGAAUGCAACACCAAUUUAGCGUGUAUUAAUCAAAAAUGCAAAGAUCCUUGCCCAGGUUUAUGUGGCAACAGCGCUUUGUGUCGUGUGCUUUCACACACUCCAAGCUGUUAUUGUCCAGCCGGCUUUGAAGGAGAUCCAUUCAUACAAUGUGUGGAAAGCAAGAUACCGCAAUUGGAUCACAUCGAUCCUUGCAAUCCAAGUCCAUGCGGUCCAAAUGCACGAUGCAUGCAACGUAAUGACGCUGGUUCAUGCCAAUGCCUUCCGGAAUACUUUGGAAAUCCUUACGAAGGCUGUAGACCCGAAUGUAUGUUGAAUUCCGAUUGUGCUUCCAAUAUGGCUUGUCAAAAUAUGAAAUGUCGCGAUCCUUGUCCGGGCACUUGUGGACAGAAUGCCAUUUGUUCAGUACUAAAUCAUGUGCCAACCUGUAAUUGUGUACCUGGCUAUAGUGGCGAUCCAUAUCGUUCUUGCCAAGUGGAGAAACAACCUAUCAAGGAAUAUGUCAAUCCAUGCCAGCCAUCACCUUGUGGUCCCAACUCGCAGUGUCGAGAAAUUAACGAACAAGCUGUAUGCUCUUGUUUACCCGAAUACAUUGGCAGUCCACCACUUUGCCGACCCGAGUGCACCAUCUCGACUGAGUGUGCAUUCGACAAAGCCUGUAUCAAUCAGAAAUGCGCAGAUCCUUGCCCGGGCACAUGCGGGCAGAAUGCCAAUUGUCGCGUACAUAAUCAUAGUCCAAUCUGUUCUUGCCGUGCAGGUUUUACAGGAGAUGCCUUUUCACGUUGUUUCGCUAUACCACCCACACCACCUACACCCGUACAACGCCAACCCGUCGAUCCUUGUGUUCCUUCACCAUGUGGUCCAAAUUCACAGUGCCGUCGCGUUGGAGAAUCACCUUCAUGUUCGUGUUUACCUAGUUAUAUUGGCGCUCCACCGAAUUGUCGUCCAGAAUGCACCAUUAAUGCUGAAUGUCCAAGCAGUCAGGCGUGUAUCAAUGAAAAAUGUCGCGAUCCUUGUCCCGGCUCAUGUGGUUUGGGCGCUAUCUGUAAUGUUAUAAAUCAUACUCCCAGCUGUGUUUGCCCUACUGGAUAUACUGGAGAUCCUUUCACUUACUGUCUACCAGAGCCACCACCAAAACCUGUUGUCAAAGAUGAUCCGUGCAAUCCUUCACCCUGCGGUUCAAAUGCUCAAUGCAACGAUGGUAUAUGUACAUGUAUACCAGAAUACCAGGGCGAUCCAUAUACCGGAUGUCGACCUGAAUGUGUACUUAAUACAGACUGUCCACGCGAUCGCGCUUGCAUACGAAAUAAAUGUGUUGAUCCUUGCCCCGGCACUUGUGCAUCAAAUGCUUUGUGUAGCGUCAUCAAUCACAUACCUAUCUGCUCAUGCCCGAACGGAAUGUCUGGCAACGCUUUUAUACAGUGCUCUCCGUUACCACCGCCAGUUAAAGUUAACCCUUGUCAGCCCUCACCUUGUGGUCCCAACUCACAGUGUCGCGAAGUAAAUGAGCAAGCUGUUUGCUCUUGCAUACCAGGCUUCAUUGGCGCACCACCAACAUGUCGACCGGAGUGUACUGCUAAUCAGGAAUGUCCAGCCAACUUGGCGUGCAUAAAUCAGAAAUGUGUCGAUCCUUGUCCUGGUAGUUGCGGACGGAAUGCCCAGUGCAGUACCGUGAAUCACAAUCCUUUCUGCACGUGCAUACCACAUUACACUGGAAAUCCAUUUGUCGCUUGCCAACGUAUCAUAGAACAACCUCAAUUGGAUGACACACCAAGUGAUCCUUGUCGUCCAUCGCCUUGCGGUCCCAACUCAGAAUGUCGCGCUAUCGGCAAUACGCCAUCGUGCACUUGUCUUCCAAAUUUCAUUGGUUCCCCUCCUUACUGCAAGCCGGAAUGCGUUUCAAAUUCGGAAUGCCCAUCCACACAGGCAUGCAUUAAUCAAAAAUGCAAAGAUCCCUGCCCAGGACUAUGUGGUACUAGUGCUGAGUGUCACAUCGUAUCACACACACCGCGUUGCAACUGUUUGCCUGGCUUUACUGGCGAUCCAUUCACAAUUUGCCAGCCAAUACGUAUAGCCGCGCCGAUUGAAGUGCUGAACCCAUGUUCGCCGUCGCCUUGCGGUGCCAACGCAAAUUGCCUCGAACGUAAUGGAGCCGGCGCGUGUCAAUGUUUACCGGAAUACUUUGGCAAUCCAUACGAGGGUUGUCGACCGGAAUGUGUUCUCAAUUCGGACUGUCCCUCGAACAAGGCUUGUCAGAAUCAAAAAUGUCGGGAUCCUUGCCCCGGUACCUGUGGACAGAAUGCUGAAUGUAAUGUCGUCAACCAUAUACCGACUUGUAACUGCUUCGUUGGUUAUACCGGGGAUCCAUAUCGUUAUUGUACAAGACCAGCAGAACCCAUUGUACAAGAGUACGUAAACCCAUGCCAACCCAGUCCAUGUGGACCGAAUUCUCAGUGUCGUGAAGUAAACGGUCAAGCUGUGUGCUCAUGUUUAAGUGAGUUUAUAGGCGUACCACCUUCUUGUAGACCCGAGUGUACAUCUAGUUCGGAGUGUACAAGUGAUAAGGCGUGUAUAAAUCGAAAAUGCGUUGACCCUUGUCCUGGUGUUUGCGGUCAAAGUGCGCUAUGUCAAGUGCGCAAUCAUAGUCCAAUUUGUUCCUGUCGUAGUGGUCUAACCGGUGAUCCAUUCGUGCGUUGUUACCCCUUACCACCGCCAACACCUCCUAAAGCCGUCGAUGUAUACCGUGAUCCUUGCGUGCCAUCACCAUGUGGUCCAUAUGCCACUUGUCGUAACCAAAAUAACGUGCCAUCUUGUACAUGCCAACCAAAUUAUAUAGGCGCACCUCCCAAUUGUCGUCCCGAGUGUACAGUUAACUCCGAUUGUAUCAGUAGCCAGGCAUGUAUAAAUGAACAAUGUCGCGAUCCAUGUCCGGGUGCAUGCGGUGUAAAUACGGUGUGCAGUGUCAUAAACCACACACCGAACUGUGCAUGCCAGCCCGGUUAUAUAGGCGACGCAUUCAUUGCUUGUCAUCCAGCACCACCACCUCCACCACCUCAACAAGAACCUAUUGAUCCUUGCAAUCCUAGCCCAUGUGGACCCAACGCUAUCUGCUCAGGUGAUGGGCAAUGUACGUGUAUAGCUGAGUAUCAGGGUGAUCCCUAUGUCUCGUGUAAACCAGAAUGUAUACUCAAUACAGAGUGUCCACGUGAUCGCGCCUGCAUAAGACAGAAAUGUAUUGAUCCUUGUCCAGGCACAUGUGGCUCAGAGUCCAUAUGUGAAGUCUUUAAUCAUGUGCCCAUGUGCCGUUGUCCGGAACGUAUGACCGGCAAUGCAUUUGUGCAAUGUGUACCGGUUCAAACUGAUAUAUACCGUAAUCCUUGUCAACCAUCACCUUGUGGUCCGAACUCACAAUGUCGCGAAGUGAACUCACAAGCUGUGUGUAGUUGUCUGCCCAACUAUCUAGGCAGUCCACCAUCAUGUCGCCCAGAAUGUACCAGCAACUCUGAUUGUCCACCAAACCGUGCUUGUCAAAAUCAACGUUGCGUAGAUCCAUGUCCCGGUACAUGUGGUUUGUAUGCCAAAUGCACUGUUGUCAAUCACAAUCCUUUCUGUUCGUGCAAUGAACGCUAUACAGGCAAUCCUUUUGUACAAUGUCGUCCUAUAAUUGAACCUGUGCGUGAUGUUACACCAGUCAACCCAUGUCAACCAUCACCUUGUGGACCGAAUAGUCGCUGCCAACCUGUGGGUGAAUCGCCAUCGUGUUCUUGCCUUGAAAACUUCUACGGUCAACCACCCAACUGUCGUCCCGAAUGUGUGACAAACUCGGAAUGUUCGUCAAACAAUGUUUGUCGAAAUAAUCGCUGUGUGGAUCCAUGUCCUGGACUUUGUGGCAACAAUGCGCUCUGUCGUGUUAUAAGUCACUCAGCAAUGUGUUACUGUGAGAACGACUACACCGGUGAUCCAUUCGUACAGUGUACCUUGAUUGUACGUGCACCAACCGAAGUUGUCGAUCCUUGCAAUCCGAAUCCGUGCGGUUCAUUCGCCGAAUGCUUGCAGCAAAAUGGUGUAGGCUCAUGUAAAUGUCUUGAUGAAUAUUUCGGAAACCCCUACGAAGGGUGCCGUCCUGAAUGUGUGCUGAAUACCGAUUGUCCAUCCAACAAGGCGUGUAUCAAUCAGAAAUGUCGCGAUCCUUGCCCCGGUACAUGUGGUUUGAAUGCUGAAUGUUACACCAGAAAUCAUCUACCUACCUGCUCUUGCUUAUACGGCUUUGUAGGUGAUCCAUAUCGUUAUUGCGCCGUUGAAGAGAAACCCAUAGUACAAGAAUAUGUCAACCCUUGUCAACCAUCGCCAUGCGGUCCAAAUAGUCAGUGUCGCGAAGUGAAUAGUCAAGCAGUGUGCUCUUGUCUGCCAGAAUUUAUUGGCACUCCACCGGCGUGUAGGCCCGAAUGUACUAUAAGUACUGAGUGUAACUUCGACAAAGCCUGUAUCAAUCAAAAAUGUGCCGAUCCAUGUCCAGGUGUUUGUGGUACCGGAGCCCAGUGUCAAGUGCGCAACCACGCACCAUUGUGUUCUUGUCAGCUUGGUUAUACUGGUGAUCCGUUUACCCGUUGUUAUCCCAUACCUCCGCCACCACCGACAUCUGUCGCCGAACCAAUACGAGAUCCCUGCUUGCCUUCACCUUGUGGCCCCAACUCUCAGUGCAGAAAUGUCAACGGUCAAGCCUCAUGCUCUUGUUUACCCAAUUUCUUUGGCGCACCACCAAAUUGUCGUCCAGAGUGUCUCACCAACUCGGAGUGUUCAUCUAACUUGGCAUGUAUUAAUAACCGUUGCACUGAUCCGUGUCCAGGUUCUUGCGCGUACAAUGCUCAAUGCAGUGUGAUAAAUCACAUACCCAUAUGUUCUUGUCCAAAGGAUUAUGUAGGCGAUCCAUUUGUUAGUUGUCAACCAGCACCACCACCUCAACCACCAGUGAAAGAUGAUCCUUGUAAUCCAUCACCUUGUGGCCCUAACGCCGUCUGUAACGAUGGCCAAUGCACCUGUAUACCUGAAUAUCAAGGCGACCCCUUCGUUGGCUGUCGUCCGGAGUGUACUUUGAAUUCUGAAUGUCCACACGAUAAGGCUUGUAUUAGAAAUAAAUGUGUGGAUCCAUGUCCGGGUACUUGUGGUGUCAAUGCUAUUUGCGAAGUGCUAAAUCAUGUGCCCAUGUGCCGUUGUCCAGAUGGCAUGUCCGGAAAUGCGUUCUACCAAUGUGAUCCAAUACCACCUAAACUUGUCUCCAAUCCAUGUGAACCAUCACCGUGCGGUCCGAAUAGCCGCUGUCGCGUUGUCAACCAAAAUGCUGUUUGUUCUUGCAUCGAAGGUUUCAUCGGUAAUCCACCUACAUGUCGUCCAGAGUGUGUCCGUAAUUCUGAUUGUGGUCCACAAAUGGCCUGUCAGAACCAAAAGUGUGUCGAUCCUUGUCCUGGAGCUUGUGGUUUUAAUGCUAUUUGUAAAGUGACAAAUCAUGCGCCUAUCUGUACAUGUCCGGUGCGUCAUACUGGAAAUCCAUUUGUGGCCUGCCAACCCAUACUUGAACCACCGAUACGCUUACAAGAACCAAAGGAUCCUUGCUACCCAUCCCCUUGCGGUCCGAAUGCGCAAUGUCGCGCUGUCGGUGAUGCUCCAUCAUGCUCCUGUUUACCAGAAUUUGUUGGCUCACCACCUAACUGUCGACCGGAAUGUGUUACGAAUAGUGAAUGCAGCCAAGACAAGGCAUGCAUUAAUCAAAAAUGUGUUGAUCCUUGCCCUGGCUUAUGUGGACAGAAUGCUCAAUGUCGUGUAAUCAGUCAUACAGCUAUGUGCCUUUGUACGCCUGGUUUUACAGGCGAUCCCUUUACGGCCUGCUUACCAGAGCCAGUGAAACAAGAUGAAAUCAUAUCGCCUUGUGAACCAAAUCCAUGUGGUGUUAACGCAGAGUGUCGCCAAGUGAACAACGCCGGUUCUUGUCAGUGUUUGCCCGACUACUUUGGCAACCCUUAUGAUGGCUGUCGUCCAGAAUGUGUCACGAACUCGGACUGUCCGCUUGAUAAAUCUUGUCAGAAUCAGAAAUGCCGUGAUCCUUGUCCGGGUGUGUGCGCGCUAAAUGCUAUUUGUCGCGUAAUAAAUCACUUGCCAUCUUGUAAUUGUCUUGAUGGCUUCAUAGGUGAUCCGUACACUUAUUGUCAAUUACCAGUGAAACCAAUUAUGAAAGAGUAUGUUAAUCCUUGUCAACCAUCGCCCUGCGGACCGAACUCACAAUGUCGCGAAGUGAACAAUCAAGCGGUGUGUUCAUGUCUGCCUGCUUUUGUUGGCACACCACCAGCAUGUCGACCCGAGUGUACCACAAGCGCUGAAUGUUCCUUAGAUAAGGCGUGCAUCAACCAGAAAUGCCAGAAUCCUUGCCCUGGCACAUGCGGUUCCAAUGCGGAAUGUAACGUACGUAAUCACUCACCUUUCUGUACUUGUUUGAAUGGAUAUACAGGAAAUGCCUUCACGCGCUGUCACCCAAUACCACCUGCAACACCACCUGAACCUGUACGAAAUCCAUGUGUGCCCUCGCCUUGUGGACAGUUUGCUGAAUGUCGCGAUAUUAACGGUAGUCCGUCUUGCUCAUGUCUACCUACUUAUAUAGGUAGUCCACCUAACUGUCGACCAGAAUGUACAAGAAAUUCGGAUUGCGCCAGCUCACAAGCUUGUAUUAAUCAAAAAUGUCGCGAUCCUUGCCCAGGCGCGUGUGGUUUUAACGCAAAUUGUCAUGUUAUUAAUCACACACCGAUUUGUCAGUGCGCGUCAGGCUUGAUUGGAGAUCCAUUUGUCUCUUGCCAAGCGCCGCCACCGCCACCUCCUAAACUGGCAGAGGACCCAUGCAAUCCCUCGCCUUGUGGUCCAAAUACUGUGUGUCGCGAUGGUCAGUGCGAAUGUAUACCGGAGUAUCAAGGUAAUCCAUUGAUUGGUUGUCGCCCAGAAUGUGUUUUGAACACAGACUGUUCUUCGGACAAGGCAUGUAUACGUCAAAAAUGUAUGGAUCCUUGUCCGGGCACCUGUGCCUCGAACGCCAUUUGUGAAGUGCACAACCACAUACCAAUGUGUCAUUGUCCAGAAGGUAUGACCGGUAAUGCAUUCGCUCUGUGCCAACCUAUACCUACGCCAGUGCAGACAAAUCCAUGUCAACCAUCGCCAUGUGGUCCAAACUCACAGUGUCGCGUGAUAAAUCAGCAAGCUGUGUGUUCUUGCUUACCUGAAUUUAUUGGUGCGCCACCAUCUUGUCGUCCCGAAUGUACCAGCAAUGCAGAAUGUGCCCUUAAUCGCGCCUGUUUGCAGCAGAAAUGUGUCGAUCCUUGUCCUGGAGUAUGCGGCAUCAAUGCCGAGUGCACGGUCAUCAAUCACUCGCCGAUUUGUCGCUGUACCAAUUCUUACACUGGCAAUCCGUUCGUUGCAUGCAGUCCUAUUCGAAGUAAAACACAUUUAAAUAUUUCAACCAAGCAGGUUUUUUAUCACCUACAUCCUUUUACAGUUGUUCCUCAAUUGGAUGUUGUACCUAAAGAUCCUUGUCGUCCCUCGCCGUGCGGACCGAAUGCUGAGUGUCGCGCUGUAGGCGACAGCCCAUCAUGUUCAUGUCUCAAAAACUUUAUUGGUGCACCACCAAACUGCCGUCCUGAAUGUGUAACAAAUUCCGAGUGUCCACUGUCACAAGCUUGCAUUAAUCAACGUUGCCAAGAUCCCUGUCCGGGUGUUUGCGGCUCAAACGCCGAUUGUCAUGUCAUUAAUCAUACACCAAUGUGUGUGUGUACAAGCGGUUAUACUGGAGAUCCAUUCAACCAUUGCGACGUCAUACGCGAUGUACCGCAAGAAGUACUCAACCCUUGUCAACCAAGUCCUUGCGGAACCAACACGGAAUGUAUCGUACGCAACGGCGCAGGCGCUUGUCAAUGCCUACCCGAAUAUCAAGGCAACCCAUAUGAGGGUUGUCGUCCUGAAUGUGUUGUAAACUCUGAUUGUCCAACGAACAAAGCUUGCCUACAGAACAAAUGUAAGGAUCCCUGCCCAGGCACUUGCGGACAGAAUGCAAUUUGUUAUGUACGCAAUCAUUUGCCAACUUGCAACUGUUUAACUGGUUAUUCAGGUGAUCCUUACAGCUACUGUACGGUAUUGACAGAACCUAAAUUAGACGUGGUAAACCCAUGUCAGCCUUCACCAUGUGGACCAAAUUCACAAUGCAAGGAAGUCAAGCAACAAGCGGUCUGCUCCUGUCUACCAACAUUCAUCGGCACUCCACCAGACUGCCGCCCCGAAUGCACCAUAUCCAGCGAAUGUGCGCUUGAUAAGGCAUGUGUCAAUCAAAAAUGCGUCGAUCCAUGUCCCGGCGUGUGUGGACUUAACGCCGAAUGCCGCGUGCAUAACCAUAACCCACUUUGCACGUGUCGAAACCGUUACACCGGCGAUGCCUUUACUAGAUGCUAUCCUAUACCACCACCACCGCCCGUGCCCGUAAUUAGAGAGGAAUACCGCGAUCCAUGCGUACCAUCACCUUGCGGUGCUAAUGCUGUAUGUCGUAACGUCAAUGGUCAGGCCUCGUGUACUUGUCUGCCCAACUACUUAGGUGCACCACCCAACUGCCGACCCGAGUGUUCAAUCAAUGCCGAGUGCUCACCACACUUGGCGUGUAUAAAUGAAAAAUGUCGCGACCCUUGCCCGGGAUCUUGUGGUUUCUCUGCGAUUUGUAGUGUCAUUAAUCACACGCCGAUAUGUACCUGCCCAGCUGAUUAUACAGGUGAUCCGUUCACUAGCUGUAUGCCUAAGCCACCUGAGCCCCAACUGCCUUUACAAGACCCAUGUAAUCCGUCCCCCUGCGGUAGUAAUGCCAUAUGUAAUAACGGCGUAUGCUCGUGCUUGCCUGAGUACCAAGGAAACGCUUAUUCCGGUUGUCGACCAGAAUGUGUACUCAAUACUGAGUGCCCACGUGACAAAGCUUGUAUACGAAACAAAUGCGUUGACCCUUGCCCAGGCACAUGUGGUGUGGGAGCCAUAUGUGAUGUGUUUAAUCAUAUACCAAUGUGUCGUUGCCCUGAUGGUAUGUCGGGCAACGCUUUCAUUCAAUGCUCUGUACUACAAACCCCGCCAACUGUAACGAAUGUGUGUCAACCAUCGCCGUGCGGCCCUAAUUCACAAUGUCAUGAAGUUAAUCAACAGGCAGUUUGCGCUUGCUUGCCUAACUAUUUCGGCUCACCACCAAACUGCCGACCUGAGUGUACCAUAAAUUCGGAUUGUCCACCGAACUUAGCUUGCGUUAAUCAGAAAUGUCGAGAUCCAUGUCCCGGAAGCUGUGGCGUACGUGCCAUGUGCUCAGUCAUUAAUCACGCGCCAUUGUGUAGUUGCCCGAGCGGCUACACCGGCAAUGCGCAUACUCUAUGCCAACUAUUGCCACCACCGACGCCUCAACAGGAACCUGUAAAUCCCUGCGUACCUUCGCCAUGCGGACCCAACUCACAAUGUGCUGACAGAAACGGUUCACCAUCAUGCAGCUGCUUACCAGAUUAUAUUGGUGCACCACCAAAUUGCCGCCCAGAAUGUUUAUCUUCCUCGGAAUGUGCCAGCAAUAAAGCAUGUAUCAACAUGAAGUGCCGAGAUCCAUGUCCCGGUGUUUGUGGCACAUCAGCUACUUGUCAUGUGGUUAGUCACACCCCAUCUUGUGUCUGCAUCGCCGGUUAUAUGGGUGAUCCGUUCACGCAAUGUUAUCCCGAACCGAUUGUUGAGCUCGAGCAGAUUAACCCGUGUGUGCCCAGUCCAUGUGGCAGCAACGCUGUUUGUACCACACAAAACAAUGCCGGCGCUUGUAAGUGUCUGCCAGAGUAUUUCGGCAAUCCAUAUGAGGCUUGUCGUCCUGAAUGUGUUAGGAAUUCGGAUUGUUCAUCGGACAAAGCUUGCCGAAACCAGAAGUGCCGUGAUCCAUGUCCCGGCACUUGUGGUUCGCAGGCGACUUGUCAAGUCGUCAAUCAUAUACCGAACUGCGCCUGCCUGCCAGGCUAUCGCGGCGAUCCAUAUACACGUUGUGAAAUUGUGCAGGCAGAACCUGAACCACCCGUCAAAGUAAGUCCCUGCCAACCAUCACCAUGUGGCGCCAACGCACAGUGUCGCGAAUCAAAUGGUCAAGCCGUUUGCUCGUGUCUACCGGAGUUUGUUGGCACCCCACCCACUUGUCGUCCGGAAUGUGUCGUCAGCUCAGAGUGUCCAUCCGACAAAGCAUGCAUCAACCAGAAAUGUAAAGAUCCCUGUCCAGGCGCUUGUGGCUUAAACGCCGAAUGUCAUGUACAUAACCAUAGUCCACUGUGUGCUUGUAAGGCUGGUUAUACCGGCGAAGCCUUCACCAGCUGCCAGCGUAUACCACCACCACGUACCCCAGAACCGCCACAAGCAGAUGUCAAUCCAUGCAUACCGUCGCCUUGUGGCCCAUACGCACAAUGUCGUGAAGUUAAUGGUGCCGCUACAUGCAGCUGUUUGACGAACUACAUUGGCGCGCCACCCAACUGUCGUCCGGAAUGUACAAUAAAUGCGGAAUGUGCCAGCAAUAUGGCCUGUAUUAACGAACGUUGUCGCGAUCCAUGUCCCGGUUCAUGUGGAUUUUCUGCGCUUUGUAAUGUAAUAUAUCAUACACCCAGCUGUUCUUGUCCCGUUGGCUACACCGGUGAUCCGUUUACCAGCUGUCGUCCAUUACCACCACCGCCACCAGCACCAACGGAACCUGUGGAUCCAUGCAUCCCUUCACCAUGUGGUGCAAAUACUGUCUGCAAUAACGGGCAAUGUUCCUGCAUACCGGAAUAUCAUGGCGAUCCCAUCAUCGGUUGUCGUCCAGAAUGUGUGCUUAAUGCGGAUUGUCCACGUGACCGCGCUUGUGUGCGUAAUAAAUGUGUAGACCCAUGUCCAGGUACAUGCGGCCAACGCGCGCUCUGCGACGUCGUCAACCACAUACCAAUGUGUCGCUGUCCAGAACGUAUGACUGGUAAUGCAUUUGUCGCUUGCGAUCCAGUUCCUGAAGUGGAGUUGAAGAAUCCAUGCCAGCCAUCGCCUUGCGGUCCCAAUUCACAGUGUAUUGAACGUGGUGGCAACGCCAUUUGCUCUUGUAUUACUGGUUACUUCGGUAAUCCACCAAACUGUCGCCUCGAGUGUUAUAGCAGUUCGGAUUGUGCACAAAUACACGCGUGUAUUAAUAAUAAAUGUGUUGAUCCUUGCCCAGGUCAAUGUGGUCUAAACGCCGAGUGUCAGGCUGUGCAGCAUCGCGCACACUGCGAAUGUAUACGCGGUUAUACCGGUAAUCCAUAUUCACUUUGUACGAGACCAGAAAUACGACAAGAACCACCUGCAAUACAGAACCCUUGUAUACCAUCCCCUUGCGGUCCUAACGCUCAAUGUAGUGACGUAAAGGGACAGCCACGUUGCUCUUGUCUGGCAGACUUUAUUGGUACACCGCCAAAUUGUCGCCCAGAAUGCUCUAGUAAUGACGAUUGUCCUAACAACUUGGCUUGCAUCAACCGCAAAUGUCGUGACCCAUGUCCCGGUUCGUGUGGUUUGAAUGCCAAUUGUAUUGUGACCCUGCAUAUACCCAAUUGUCAUUGCCCAGUUGGCAUGACCGGCGAUCCCUUCCGCGUAUGUUAUGAGGCUCCAAAAAUAUUACCACCACCACCGAAACAGGAACCACGUGAUCCUUGCCGUCCAUCACCAUGCGGCCCGAACAGCGAAUGCCGUGGACGUGACGAUAGCUACACCUGCUCAUGUAUUAAUGAUUACAUUGGUAAUCCGUAUGAAGGUUGCCGUCCCGAAUGUAUUGGCAAUUCUGAGUGUUCCUCGAAUCGUGCUUGCAUACGCAACAAAUGCGCCGAUCCUUGUCCAGGCACUUGUGGUGUUGAGGCGCUUUGCACCAUCCACAAUCACAUACCGAUUUGCUCUUGCCCCACUGGCUACAGUGGCAAUGCUUUCGUCCAGUGUUCACCGAUUGUAAUAGAACACAUACCACAGGAACGUCGUGAUCCAUGCUACCCAACACCGUGCGGCAUAAAUACGGUAUGCAAAGUACAACGCGAUCAGGCUGUUUGUGAAUGUCUACCAGGCUUCUUUGGCAAUCCACAAGGACAGGGUUGUCGUCCCGAAUGUACACUCAGCUCAGACUGUGCCAAGGAUAAGGCUUGUGUCAAUUCCAAAUGUGUCGAUCCAUGUCCCGGCGUCUGCGGUUAUGGCGCACAAUGCCAGACCGCCAAUCACAACCCAAUAUGUAGUUGUCCCAGUCCAAUGGUUGGCAAUCCGUUCGUUGAAUGUCAUGCACCACCGCAACCGAUCGAUCCAUGCAAUCCAUCACCAUGCCGCAGCAAUGGCAUAUGCCAGGUUAUCAAUGGUGCUGCCACUUGCACGUAUCCCGAAUGUGUAACCAAUGAGGAUUGCUCACGUAAUCGUGCUUGUAUCAAUCAGAAAUGUCGCGAUCCAUGUAUUAAUGCUUGCGGUGUCAAUGCGAUCUGUAAUGCCAUCAAUCAUAAGGCGGUAUGUACCUGUCCAACCGGUUACUAUGGCUCACCGUUUAACCAAUGUCUUCGACAAAUGGAGGAAAUACCAGCACCACGACCGGAAUGUACCACCGACGCGGAAUGCUCGAACGACAAGGCGUGCGUCAAUCAAGCUUGUCAAAAUCCAUGCGAACUGUCGAAUAUUUGUGGCACAAACGCGCGCUGUCACGUGCAAUUGCACAGACCACUUUGUGUCUGUAAUGAAGGUUACACCGGCAAUGCUUUCAGUUAUUGCCAUGUCAUCGGCUGUCGCUCAGACGAGGAAUGUCCCGCCACAGAAGCCUGCAUCAACAAACAAUGUACCGAUCCUUGCCCGUACACACAGUGCGGUACGAACGCCAUCUGUCGCGCCGACUACAAUCACAAGGCACGCUGCCACUGCCCCGACGGUUAUCGCGGCAAUCCAUUGGUGCGCUGUGAACGACCGGAAUGCACACGCGACGACGAAUGCGCCUUCAAUUUGGCCUGUAAGAAUGAACGUUGCGAAGAUCCAUGCAAUUGUGGUGUUGGCGCCCAAUGCCGUGUCGACAAUCAUCGCGCACAAUGUCGCUGCCCGCCUGGCUACAGUGGCAAUCCGCUGGUUAGCUGUGUACUCGAAGAACCUAAAGUGGCACCACAAUGCACCAUGGAUGCGGACUGUACCAGCAAGUUGGCCUGCUUCAAUGGCGAAUGUAAGAAUCCGUGCGCGGUAACGCAACCAUGUGGCGAAAAUGCUAUUUGCUCGGUAGUGGACACGUUGCCGUUGCGUACUAUGAUCUGUCAAUGCGAACCCGGUUAUGUGGGUGAUGCGGAUGUGGGUUGUCGUAAAGAACCCGCACGUGAUCAUGGUUGCCAAUCGAAUAGCGAAUGUCAAGAUACGGAAGCCUGCCGCAAUGGCGCCUGUGUAAAUCCUUGUAUUGAUGCCUCACCUUGCGCCCGCACAGCCGAGUGCUUAGCUCAGCGUCAUCGCGCCGUCUGCAGUUGUCCACAGGGCACACAGGGUGAUCCAUUCACAAACUGUUACCAACCACCGGAAAUAACGGCGGGCUGUAAACAAGAUUCGGAGUGUCCGUCAACAACAGCCUGCAUCAAUCAACGCUGUCAAGAUCCUUGCGCUGAGGCGAAUCCAUGUGCUGGCAACGCGGAAUGUCGUGUACGCAACUCGCGUCCAAUAUGCUCUUGCCCCGCCGGCUGGGGUGGUGAUCCGCAAGUACAAUGCUACAAACCGGAAUGCAAGAUAAAUGCGGACUGUCCCUACGAUAAGGCUUGUAUAAAUGAGAAUUGUGUAAAUCCUUGCAGUUAUGGCGACGUACGUUGCGGCACUGGCGCUCAAUGCGCACCACAAAACCACCAAGCUGUCUGCAUAUGUCCGCCGGGCACACAAGGCAAUCCGUUUGUCUCGUGUAUCACCGGUCACUGCCAAUACAAUGAAGAUUGCGCCGAUCAUGAGGCUUGCGAUCGCUUGAAUCGCGUUUGUCGUCCGGUUUGCGAUGAGGACACCUGCGCACUGAAUGCCAUUUGCACUGGCAGACGUCAUCAGCCGCAAUGCGAAUGCCGACCCGGCUAUAGAGGCAAUCCAUUUGUACAGUGCGAUGUGCCACGCGAGCCACCAACUAAAGUGGAACCCGAAUGUAAACAGGAUGCUGAUUGUCCAUCUCAAUUGGCGUGUAUUAAUCAGCGUUGCGCCAAUCCUUGCGCCACACCACAUGUUUGCACGCCACAACAGACCUGUCACGUAUUGGAUACGCUACCUUUGCGUACCAUGAUCUGCAAGUGUCCGAGCGAUACGAUCACCGAUAAUUCGGGUAAUUGCGUACCAAUCAAACAUGAAGUAGUCAGCGGUUGUCAGAGCAACGAUGAAUGCGGUAACACCGAGGUCUGCCAACGUGGUGUGUGUAUCGACGCUUGCCGCUUGGAACGCUGCGGUGUAAAUGCGCAAUGUCGCUCACGCGAUCACUAUGCCGAAUGCACAUGUGCACGUGGCUACGAAGGUAAUCCACGUGUUGAGUGCCAGUUAAUCGUACACGAACAGCCGAAAACACCGAACGCUGAAUGCACAAAGAACGAUGACUGUCCCUAUGAUAAGACGUGUAAGAAUGAACGCUGUGUAAAUCCUUGUGUGGAAGAUUCUUGUGGACGCGGUGCCUAUUGCCAUGUACAAAAUAGAGAACCGGUAUGCCGUUGCCCAAGCGGUUUCACCGGCGAUGCGCGCGUUGCUUGUGUACCACCGCCAGAUGUCUCUACGAUAGGUUGCAAAUCCAAUUCCGAUUGCUCUCUUAAUGAAUCUUGCGUCAAUGAACGUUGCAUUAAUCCUUGCAAUUGUGGUCCGAACGCCGAGUGUAUUGUACGUAAUCACCACCCGGUUUGCUACUGUCAACCUGGCUACUCUGGCAAUGCACAAUUCGGUUGUGUACAAAUUGGCUGCCAAUCGGACGAUGAAUGUUCAUCGGAUCAACAAUGCGUGAAUCGUGAAUGCGUGAAUCCUUGUUUGAUCAGUGAUCCGUGCGCACUCAAUGCCGAAUGCUUUGGUCGUAAUCAUCGCGCCACCUGUCGCUGUCCUGCCGGCUUGGAAGGUGAUCCGUUCCAACGUUGUGUACGCGUCGAAUGUCACUCAGACUAUGACUGCGCUACGAAUCAAGCAUGCGUACGAAAUCAAUGUGUGAACCCCUGUCAAGAUAGCCCAUGCGCACAAAAUGCCAUUUGUCAAGCAUUGCAACAUCGCGCCGUUUGCCGCUGCCCCGAGACUAUGCCGCUCGGCAACCCUUACGCUUAUUGUGAACGCCGUCCUGUAGAACCAGUUUGUCGCGACGAUGGCGAUUGCCCAAGUCGCUUGGCUUGCAUCGAUAGUAAAUGUCAGAACCCAUGUACCAUACUCUCACCAUGCGCAAGCUCCGCAAAAUGCAGUGUACUGGAUAGUGUGCCUGUACGCACUAUGGUAUGCGAAUGCCCCGAAUCAUAUGUCCCGGAUGCGCGAGGUGAAUGUAAACCGAUCGUACUGCAGAGUCCACCAGGCUGCAGUAGUGAUGCCGACUGUCCGGAUCAAGAGGCUUGUAUCAACCGUCAGUGCCGAAACCCAUGCAACUGUGGCACCAACGCAAUUUGUCAAGUACAAAAUCAUCGCGCCACAUGCUCUUGCCAAGACGGUUAUGAAGGCAAUCCCUAUGCUUUCUGUCGCACCAUUGGCUGUCGCAUAGAUAGUGAAUGUGAUUCCGGUAAGGCCUGUAUCAACGGCAACUGUAUUAAUCCCUGCUUAGUGAAUGAUCCUUGCGGUGUCAACGCUGAAUGCUAUGUGCAAUCUAACACCGCUAUGUGUCGCUGCAAGAGUGGUUAUCGUGGUAAUGCUUACGAGCGUUGUCGCGUCAUUGGUUGUCUAACGAAUAACGAUUGCCCCUCUGACAAGAUGUGUCAAAAUGAACAGUGCGUCAAUCCUUGUAUUUACCACAAUACUUGCUCACCACGCGCCGAGUGCCGCCCGCAAAACCAUUUGGCUGUCUGUCGCUGUCCCGCUGGCUUCCUGGGCAAUCCAUACGUGGACUGCCGUCCAGAACCACAACCUAUGUGCAAAGUAGACACAGAUUGCCCAGCGCGCUUGGCAUGCAUCAACGAUGAGUGUGUCGAUCCUUGUCUCACUCUGGAACCAUGCAACCGUCCAGCACAAUGUGAAGUGACACCAACGUCGCCUGUACGUACUAUGAUCUGCGUCUGCCCCGACGGCUACAUUAGCAGCGGCAGUGGCACCUGCAAACCAACAAAGACAAUUGUGGAAGUAGGCGGUUGUAUAGCCGAUUCAGAAUGUGCCACAGAUAAAUCCUGCGUAAAUGGUAUCUGUCGCGAUCCCUGCAAUUGUGGCUUGAACGCUGAAUGCCGCAUUAAGGACCAUAAACCGGUAUGUACUUGUCGUCAAGGUUACGAGGGUAACCCUGAAUUCGAAUGUUCCAAGAUUGAAUGCGCUAUAAAUUCGGACUGUCCAUCUACGCACGCCUGUCGCAAUCAACUUUGUGUGCCCGUUUGCCAAGGUGAACAAUGCGGCACAAAUGCCGAAUGUCUAGCAGUUGAUCACCGCGCUGUAUGUGAAUGUAUACCCGGCUUCCGUGGCAAUGCACGCAUCGCCUGUACACCACUUGGCUGUCGUACCGACGGUGAAUGUCCAUCAGAUAAGGCGUGUGUCAAUGGCAAAUGUGAGAACCCAUGCGAUACAAAGGCGAUCUGUGCAUAUGACGAAAUUUGCAAGGUCUACAACCACCAACCAGAAUGUGCCUGUCCACCGGGUACUAUUGCGCGACGCAACGGCUGUGAACCGCUACGUGACAUACCGAUUUGCCGCUACGAUGGCGACUGUCCAAGCCAAACUGCCUGUAUACGUGGCGAAUGCGUCAAUCCAUGCAAUGCAACACAUCCUUGUGGCGUUAAUGCCGACUGUCGUGUCUUAGAUACUGUGCCAGUGCGCACAAUGAUCUGCGAAUGUUUGGAGGGAUACACCGGUAAUGCGGCCAUACAGUGUGACAAACGCUCAUUGUGUGUGAUCGAGAAAGGCUUCGUACGCGAUGUCGACGGUCAAUGUGUCUGCCCGCCAGGCACUGCUUUGGACAUAUACGAAUAUUGCGCGCCCUGCCUGCCAGAACAAGGCUUCAAGAUCGACGAAAAUGGACGCUGUGUAUGUGCGUUGGAGCGUGGUAUGGUCAUCGAUGAACGUGGACGCUGUAUUUGCCCGACAGAUCAUGGAUAUCGACUCACACCAGCUGGCGAAUGCAUAGCAGAAGACCAACCUGGCUGUGAAACAAACGAAGACUGUGCAGACAAUCGCUUCUGCAACACACGUACGAAGACCUGUGAGGAUCCUUGUCUGCAAAAGGUUUGCGGCGUAAAUGCCUUCUGUAAUGCCAUCAAUCAUCGUGCACAAUGUCAAUGCAUCACCGGCUACACCGGCAAUCCAGAGCUUAUCUGCAAUCACACCAACUUCCGUACAGACUUCCCACGUCCCGAUAUGUUAGUCAGCUGCCUGGCUGAUGGUGUACAAGUCGAAAUACAUAUUACCGAACCCGGCUUUAAUGGCGUACUCUACGUGAAGGGUCAUAGCAAGGAUGAAGAAUGUCGUCGUGUGGUGAAUUUAGCUGGCGAAAGUGUACCGCGUACGGAAAUCUUCCGCGUACACUUCGGCAGCUGCGGCAUGCAAGCAGUUAAGGAUAUUGCCAGCUUCGUGCUGGUCAUACAGAAGCAUCCGAAAUUGGUUACAUACAAGGCGCAAGCUUACAACAUCAAAUGUGUCUACCAGACCGGUGAGAAGAACGUCACAUUGGGUUUCAAUGUGUCCAUGCUAACCACAGCGGGCACAAUUGCCAACACUGGCCCGCCGCCAAUCUGUCAGAUGCGCAUCAUAACGCAUGAAGGUGAAGAGAUCAACUCUGCGGAGAUUGGUGACAAUCUGAAACUGCAAGUUGACGUCGAGCCAGCAACAAUCUAUGGUGGCUUCGCACGUUCCUGCAUUGCCAAAACAAUGGAGGAUAACAUUGAGAACGAGUAUAUUGUCACCGAUGAGAAUGGUUGCGCUACAGAUGCGUCAAUCUUUGGCGAAUGGGAAUACAAUCCCGAUACCAACAGCCUGAUGGCUAACUUCAAUGCCUUUAAAUUCCCCUCAAGCGAUAACAUACGCUUCCAAUGUAACAUACGUGUCUGCUUCGGUAAAUGUCAACCGGUUAACUGUCGCGGCUACAAUGCAUUCGGACGUAGAAGACGUCGUGCUAUUGCCGAUAAUUCCACCGACACAACAGCGGUGGCGACCAACACCGGCAUGGAGGGACAACUGCGCGAGGAGAUAACAAUUUCAUCGAAUGCCAUCUUGACAUUCGAAAAGCGCAGCGGACCGGGCAUCAAUGAUGCGAACAUCAAACCAGCGGCACAGCGCGUCGAAGACAUUUGCGUCUCCAUGGUGGGUCUCAUUAUAGCGCUCGUCAUCACUGCUUUACUGGCGUUGGUAGCGGUCGCCGUAGCCGUCUCCUGUUGGCUGAUGGCCUACCGCCGACGACCCAAAACACUAGCACCGCUACCACAUCCGCCAGAGUUCCCCAAUCCGCUAUUCGCGAAUCCCGAAGCUGUGCCAGAACCCACACCCGAUUAUCUAUCAUAAGCAAUGAUAAACGAGUAAAUAUGCAAAUAGUAAAUAGUUUAGUUAAGAAAUUAAUUGAAUGCAAGUAAAUUAGAAUUUAGUAAAGAAAUAAUGUAUAGAAAUUGAAAUAUUUGAGAAGCACGUGCAAAAAGUUGAGAGCACUAAUUAUAGAUAAUAUGAGAGCAGCUAUUUGCUAUAAAAAAUAUUUGAAAACGUGCAAAGAAAAACAAAAGUGUCAAGAAGCAGCAUAAUUGCUGAAGAACAAGAAUAAUCAAAUGAAAACUGGAUGGUCAAAAUUUGCUAGAAACAUGAUACUAAAUGUAAUAUAAUAAAUGUAUAGGAUACUACUUCUCAACUCACCAUGACAUUC
Messenger RNA from Bactrocera tryoni, 48418 nucleotides. RefSeq lists its product as uncharacterized. The transcript has 82 exons. NCBI's taxonomy places the organism in Eukaryota, Metazoa, Arthropoda, Insecta, Diptera, Tephritidae. Gene Ontology annotation, molecular function: calcium ion binding. The record is from RefSeq and is a predicted model, not a curated record.